Messenger RNA from Podarcis lilfordi (Lilford's wall lizard), 52330 nucleotides. Lineage: Eukaryota; Metazoa; Chordata; Lepidosauria; Squamata; Lacertidae. The record is from the annotation of a GenBank genome assembly.
AUGUUUGGUUUUGUGUGUGUGACCCCCUUUCUUUUUCCAUUUGGCCAGAUUCUGCUUGACAGGGGUGAAGCCGGAAGGGCAAGGCAAAAGAACAAGAGCUUAGGGUAUAUGAAGCACUGUGGGUCGGGGUUUUUUGGGGGGGGGGGUUGUUUUUGUUUUAAAGAAAGAGACAGAAAAGGGUUUGCGUGUUAUCUUUGGGAGGGGGGGUAAAAGGCUUUUGUGCCUUGUGCCGUUCUGAAAACCCACGCACCCUUUUCACCUUUUAUUUUAUUAUUUUAAAAGGGGGGGGGGAGCUGGUGGUGGUGAGUUGGGUUGCUAGGGAGUGGAGGUGAUGGUGACAGAACAGUCUGAUUAUGCAAGUUGAUCAGCGGCUGUAUUUAUAUAUAGCUUCAUCCAGGCAGGCAACUAUAUUCUGUCCACAUCAAGUCUAAUCUGUAAUAGCUACAGGGUGUCUGUUUCUGUUUCUGGCGAGGAGGGGGAUUGCCCGAAGGGUAGGCUGCUUCACGAAAGAGCGAUGGAGAAGAUUUCAACUUGCUUGCUCGUUAAAUAGAGAUCCGGCAAACAUGCAAUGGAAUAUUCUCCCGUCAGUCCCGUUUCAUGACUCUUCCUCCCCCCUGCCCCUUUUGGUCCUCCGUCUCCCAAUAGAUGUGCAAAUCCAGGCUGAAAAAGGGACACUUUGGUUUUUUAAUUUGUUGUUGCUGCUGCUGCUGCUGCCUGCUGCUGCUGCUGUGUUGUCUAACCCUGGCUUCCUGUAAUUCACUGCAGGCAGAACAAAGCUCUGUCACAACUGUGCUUCCUGGCUGUCGCCUCCGCCUGUGAGCAGCUGAACAGUUCGCCUCCUUGAUAUCAUCAUGCAGAAAAGGAUGAGCGAGACGCAAUGAGAGAUACAGGUAAUGCCGCCGAAAAUACGUUCCGGAUCUGUUGCUGCGUUAAUGCUGCUAUCUCUGGAGCAACGCCAUGCGCCGAGAUCUUGUUGAACUCUGUGUCUGUGGUUGCAUCACCGCUGAUUUUUAACUGAGCUAUGCUGAGCCCUACAGUUCAUUAACACAUACCGUAAAACGAAGGUGGAGUAGAGACUGGUCUCUCUUCCUCUUAAAAUGCCUCUCAAAAGAGGCAAACGUUCAGCAGUCUGAUGGGCUGCUUUCCUUCCCCCCUGAAGCUCUUUUGCUUUGACAAUGGCAAAGAAAUGAAGGCAACUUGAAAUCUCUCUUCCUUGUCCAUCUAUUUAUGGAAACAAAAUUCUGGUUUUGUUAAAAUCGGGGAGGGCGGGUGGAGAGAGGAUAUACUUUGUCUCAUUAGGAAAGGUUGCUGAGAGAAAGCAAACCGGAUUUUAAAAGGUAAACGGAUGGCUCUCGCUGUGGUGUUUUGUUCCAACAGGCAAUUUCACCGAAGUGACUUUCUUUGGAAACAAUUCAAUCUUUUGCUGGAAUAGGCUUGAAAAUUGGUAAAAAAUUUGAAUGCAGCAAAGUUGGGGUGGGGAAAUGCAAGGGGUGUGUUUGGCCAAUAUGUGGUAAAGGAAAUACAACAAAGAAAGCUGAGCUUUUAUUUGUUAAUUAAGCUGUCGAGCCUUUGAAUUAACAAACGCGUUUCAUUAUUGCCUUGGCAAAUUAUUUAUGAUUUGUUGUUUCUCUUUGUCCUUCCUCAAACCGACGGUUCCAGGUUUGAAGAAUCUUGCUCAUGCCUUUUGAAUUAUCCCCUUGGCAUGAUUCUAUAACAUACAUAUUUUUAAAUCUGCAGGCUUCACUAUGUAUACAGGUCUUCUGCAACCUUUGUACCUAGGUUGAGGUCACAGUCCCCUCCAAGGGAUUAUCACCAGAUCUCCUCUCGCUGGUUUUCUUUAAGUACCAUUCUUGUCAUUGUGCUUCUGCACUCACUGAAUCUUGUAUUGGUAUUUUUUUUUAAUUACUGCUCUCUGUUAGGAACUUUUUGUGGGGAGAAAUGAGGAGUCUUGCAACAUUUUUAUUAAAAGAAAUAAAUGUACCAUUAAUAAGAUUGCAACCAGAACCUGGAUCUAUGCGAAACAAACAAAUAAGAAGGGGGGGGGGACGACCAAGUCCACCCUCCCCCACUCCUCUUAUGCUCCUUUCCCACCUUGUGCCUUCAUUUGCAAUAAAAUUAAAGAACUCGGGGGAGAGCUUAGCUAAGUGGAUAAUUUGUAACAGCUGCCGCUUUUCCAAGGUGACAUUUCUACAGCUGUCAAGGAAAGCAGAGAGAGAGAGAGAAAACUUUGGGUGCAGUCUGUAAUGCGCUGCUCCUACAUAAUCAGCAUUUAAAUAACUACGACUUGCAUGGGACCUGUUCUUAGUGGAUAAUAUGGCCCAGACAGGAAUGUGUUCAGGGGAAAAUAUGGAGGUAGUUCGUGCAAUGACCUCUCUGAAAACCAGUAGCCUUGUGCUCUGGGAAUGUGUUGGUUGUCCAAAACUUGGUGUGAAUGUUCACAUCUCAGUGGCAACAAUCUCAAAUGAAUUUUGUGAAUGUCUGAAAGCAGUCUUAUUUUCCUAUUUUUCCCCGGUUAUCACUAGUGAAUCCUGACCAGCUCAGCCGGGCGACUGGCAGCAUUUCCUGGUGUGUCUCCGGGUUCUCUGAAUAGUCAUGAGGCCCGUGGAGAGUUCACUAAAUUGUAAAAACUCACAUAAUGCAGAGAUGAAACCCCGUACUGAAAACGGUUGCUUUUCACAGUCCAUGACGUGAUUUCCAUUAACUUUAAUGGGAUUAAAGGUCAUCAAAGCACACAAUGCAGCAACCUAGCUGAAGCUAACGCAGUUCUGGAUCUGGUGAACGCCUGGAUGGGACACCACCUAGGAGCUUUGUGCAUGAGCUUGCUAGAAGAAAGGUGCAAGAGAAAUAUUAGAGUAAGAGCUUCUGUAAUUUAGUGUGAGUGCAUAAGUUGUAGUCUACGUUUGCAUGUGAUGCUAAGCCAUAGAUGAGCCGCAGCAGAGGUGGUUUUAGAGUGGGGCAACCAGGGCAGCCAUACUGCAGGGGGCACCACAACAACUUUGUAGAACGGAACUUGAGAGGUGGUAUGUGUGUAUGUGCCAAAUUGUAGUGUUUCACAGGGCCCUGCCAAAAUUUGAGAGCCCAAAGUCUGCCACUGACCACAGUGAACCUUUGGCUCACACUCCUCCUCCUCUUGAGGAGCUUUCACUUGAACCACAGUUGAACGCUAUGUCUGUCAAUGUUGAUCUUCCAGUUCCUGAAACAAGCCAGCCGUUUUAAACUUUGGCUUGAAGUUGGCUUGUUUCAGUGAGCCAUUCUUAUCUGGGUGUGCAUGUCACAGCAAGCUGUGGUUAAUCUGAGGGAGAGAUCUUCUGAACUCCCUCUCUGGAGGUCCAGUAGAGUGGCCAAGGGCAGGGAAGGCAUGCAACCGGGAAUGUGCUGGUGCUCAGAGAGGAGUUGGCAGCCUCUCCGGUCUGUACUUCUGCCGUGGUUGGAUUAUAUCGUAAGCCAAGUCUUGAUGGUGGCGUGAGAGUGAAAAAGACCAGAUAGCAGACGUGGUGGCUGUGAGCUCCAUGGAAUCAUGGCAACCCCUUAUUUGGCUUACUGUAAUGUGCAACCAAGGCCUAAGCGUAAAUGAGGCCGUAGCCUGUUUUCUGACUCUGUACUAACUUGAUUUCAACAUUUUUAGACUCGCUGUGGCUUAACUGUCCCCCAGAUGUAAGAAACUUUGCUUGCACAACUCACAGGUUUUGAGCGAGGACGGAAGUCACUUGGGCACCUACAUAAUUUCUGUUUCAGUCCUGUUUCAUCACCUGUCUAAAACUUGAAAUGUAUGCUGGGCUCUUUUGUUGUCCGGACCACAUGCGUUGUGUGUGUGUGUGUGUGUGUGUGGGCAGUCCGAACUGUUUGUUAUGGGGCUGAAAAUGUUUGUUAUGGGGUUGGAGCUGUUUGUUAUGUGGCAAACACAGGUUUCCCAACUUUGGGUUUGCCUCGUGAUGCCAAUGCAGGGCAGGGAAAUUUUUCAGGAGAGGAUUAGCAGGUGGGAAGGAGUUCUUGUGAUUCCACCCUACCAGUUCUCCUCAGCAAGUUCCCCCUGGGGUCAGUUUACUUUUUUGCCUCCCUCCCUGUCUGUGCGACUCUGCACAGCUUGCUGAUCUGGGUGUGCUUUUUGACUGGAAAAAGAGGCAAGGCUUGAGCAGUGAUACCAGCAGCCACCUCUGGGCCUGGCAGUUCUGCUCUCUAUAUUGAGUAUGACUGAAUGGUCCAUUCAGCCACAAAAAGGAAGUUGAACCAUUCAGUCCAACAUAAGCUGAGGGGAAGCAGGCAACACAACAGCAGUGAACCAUUCAGAAAUGUUGUGGGCUUUGGGCUUCCAGAAACUUCUAUUUCUUGUGUUGUGCUAGGAGUUCUCUUGUAGGGUACUCUAGCACAGAGUUUUGGAAUUACGUAUACAGAUACUUGUGCCUUCUCUCCCUUUCAUUCUGUCCCCAAAUUUGUGAGCAGUGUUUACACUAGAUGUUGCAAAGAAAUGAUGUGCUCGUGGACAAUGGAGACAUGCAACAACUUGGGAAGAUUUCCAGGGAGUAGUCUUGGCAAAGUUGGUGACCCCACAUGGCUGCUUGGUUUCUGAAACAUACCAUACUUCAGAGUUCCUGUUAGUUCAGAGUAUUUGCUCUUACGGGUAAAAGUCUACCUCAGAUUGUGGCAAGUAGCUGAGUUUGGAGAUUUUUGUCUCUCUCUUUUUCGUGCAUGCAAAUCCUACAGUCUGCAAAAACUCUGUGACUGGUUUUGAUCCCAGACUGCUCGUCUAACAGGAGGCUUUGAAACCCUUUUGCACCGUCCAUCAAAGGAAACGUCAUGAAGUGAAAUGCAUGUAAACCUCCGACUGAAAAGCUCCGACUUCUUAAACUAAUUAUGUAGAAAGAGAUUUUAAAAGAUGAGUGAUGUUUUCCAAGUAUUAGCUACUGUGACUCGUCUGCAGAGCUGACCUCUUUCAAAUAAUCUCUCACGGUGUAGAGCUUGGUACAUACCGCGCUAAUCCUCUGGGGUAACAAUUGUACCCUGUACAAGUAGACUGACUGACAUUUUAUACAGUCUUAAGACGGAAAGUGUUGGGGAACGAGCAAAGUUGAAACGGGGAAAAUAUUUCACAGUAGCCAAAGCCUUCCGACUAAUUUGGAGUUGCUGCCUCACUAGAGUACCUUAAAGUAUGGUGGGUUUUUUUAAAAUGCCAGCGAGGCACAGAGGUAGGAGUGAGGGCAAAGAAGAAGGAAGCUGUGAUGAGAUGGAGGACUGGGUUUUCAAAGGCACAGUUGAGAAGUUGCAGAACAAAUUUGGAGGAAGUGCGGAACAAUUUCUCGCAGACUUUGCAGGCAACAGGAGUUACUGCUUGCAAAGUGGGAGACGCAAGAGUGGGUACCUUUGCCUUUGCUAUGUAUGGUGAUUAUAUAUAUAUAUAUUAAUCACUUUUUGUUUGCUGCUAUAAAGGUGGGAUAUAAGUAAACCCUAAGUGAAAACGAUGUGUUUGUUUGAAGACCAUUACCCGUAGAGGAUUCUUCUGCAGAUUAGGCUGGACUGGUUUAUUUAUUUUUUUAAAGCAAGACAAUUUAAACCAUUAAUUUAGGCUUCAAUCCUACACAUAUUGGGAGCAGUUGAAUAAAUUGUUGACUUAAACUGAGUAAACCUUCACGGAAUGGGCUGCAAUAUCACAACCGAGUUUUGAAGUGUGAUUUUGCAUUUGUGUAAAAACGAGCCGUGGAGAAAACUUUGAUUCAGGUUUAACAUCUGCUUAACUCUCUUGAACAAGUUUGCAUAAAAAACCUUUUAAUUUGAACUAGUUUGUUGUUUUUUAAAAAGACUAUUUUUAAAAAUCAGUUUUAAAACUUUAUUAUUAUUAUUAAAGUUAAUACUUUUGAAGUUUUUAAGCUUAAAAAUGUGAUUGAUUUUUAUCCAUCUAUGAAACACAAGCUGUGGUUCAAAUUUUGUAUGGUUGGAAUGUCCUCUUGUCAAACCUCAGAGCUGUUCCUACCCAUAAUAACUUAUUAUGCUGUUCUUGAAUAACACCAGCAGGCCACUUCAAGGAAGUUCUCUUCAAACGCUGAAACGUUGACUCAUCCUGAAAGUAAAAAUUAAUUGCAAGGUACAAAAGUUGCCUCAGUGAAGAAAGAACAUUUGCAAGUGAUAGCUCAGGGGGCGAUAGCUUAGUUAUUUCUCGGUCACAAUUUUCACAGCAAGCUCUUUUCUUUUUACAUCAGGUUAAGUGCAAAUCAUAUUUCCGACGUACAGGCUGUGAGUGCUGCUUAUUAUGUAGCCGAAAGGGCACACUGCUUAUACACAAGAGAGAUGUACAGACUGGCUUAGGGAAGCCUAAGUUUGCAGAACUACCAAAAAAACCCACCCACGUUUUGGUGAAAACCUCAAGGGGGAGAUCCGAAAACAGGGGCUUGAGUGUAUUCAGCGACUGCAGAAUAUUGGCGGGCAGAAUGGAUUGGAGUGUAUUCUAUGUCUGCCCUAGGAAGGCAUGGCUGGCUGAAGCACAGAACAGCAGGCCUGCACAGCUGCAAUGUUGAAAAUUUCGGGAGCACAGAAGAUGUUGACCAACGCAAUGUUUUGGGCGGCAGUGACCACUUGGAAGUUUGCACUUCCAGUUUUUCGUGUUUGUGGUCGCCCGUUGCUCAGGGGCCCGUUCUGUAAACAGAACUUAAAUGUUGUGACAGAGUGGAGGGAUGCUGCAUACAAACUCUAAAAUUAUAUAAGGUCAUGCCUGCAUUUUCAGAUUCUGAUAAGAUGACUUUGCAUUCUUAAUGCUAAACUGUUGGACUGUGCCAGGCUGACAAGCAGCCACUCUUCCGGGUUGACUAUUAUGGGUAAGAAUUGCUCAUAGGCAAUCAGGAGGGGAAGCUCUUGUAAAUUGGGAGAGAGUCGGUCCUUUUUUUCUCCCCUUCCAGAAGGUCAGAUUGACACUGAUGCAUGUGUGGGCAAGUAGGGUAGAUAACUCUUUUGUUGAGAGAGUAUCUUUAUGGGGCGACUAUUUUGGGGCUGAUCUUAAACAUAUACCGCUGUAGGCAGAGACUCAUGUGCCUGAAUGCUGUCUGCAUGUGGAGGAAAAUAAAUAUUAUAUAUAUACCUACACACAGAAAACAAAUUGUAUUGGAGAGAACAUCCUAGUCUUAUCCAUGUAGAGAUCUUUUUAUAUCUAUAUAGGGGAGAUUUCUAUAAUCCAGUGGUGUCCAAACAUUUUUCAAAGAGGGCCAGAAUUGAUGAAGUGAAGGGCCAUGAGGGCCGACUGAAGGGACUACCAGAGUUGUUAACCUUUUUUUAGGAUUGAAGUUGUUGAGCUUUUCUUAUGAUUUUACCCCAAAGUUGUUGAGGUUUUUUUAGGGUUGAAGUUGUUUUUAGAAUUUUACUCCAGGAAAUAAACUUACACAGGGACUGGAUUAAACUGACCGGUGGGCCGGGUUAGGCCCCAAAACAGACUAAUCUGAUCCUUGACCUUUGGUCCUCCAGAUGUUGCUGAACUACAACUCUCAUCAACCAAUGGCCAGCACCAUAUGCAAUGCUAGAGGUUCCCCAAACCAGAUGUGGUACAGUCCAAUGUUCCCCAUUGAGAUUUUUGGCUGGGUGAGCUUUGGAACCUGUGUCUCCACUCUAACCAUUAUACCACUGCAAGUUUUUGGUUUUUUUAAUCUGGACAGUAAGGAUGGGUUCUUUGACUGCUCUGCCGUUAAGAAAUUCUUUCCCACUGAACAGAGCCAGAAUAUAUUCCAGAACUGAUACCAGGCAUUUUGGUUGGCAUUUGGUGAAUGUUGGCUUGUUGCUUCUACAUUUAUGCUUCCAACUUUUAAAGCUACAGUGGUACCUCGAUAUACGAACUUAAUCCGUUCCGGAAGUCUGGUCCUAAACCAAAGUUGUUCUUAAACCGAGGCACACUUUCCCUAAUGAGGCCUCCCGCUGCCAGUGCCCUUCUACCGUUCGGCUCCCGUUCAUAGACCGAGGUAAAAUUCGCUAACCAGAACACUACUUCCGGUUUUGCGGAGUUCUUAUACUGAAUAGUUCAUAAGGGCUGUUCUUAAACCGAGGUACCACUGUAUUUUUUAUUUUGUUUUGCUUAUGUAGGUGAGAAUGCAUCUUUCUGUAAGUUAGCUGAUUUUAAAAUUCUUAUAUGAUUUUUAUUGCAUUAUGUAGAACUGUUGUAAAACAUAGAUAGAUAGAUAUCAAUAUAGAUCUAUAAACAUGAUUACAAUACGUAAAAUAAUAUCUAGUGAACCAGAUUUGGUCAUAUGCCACUGAUUGGUGAUUGGUACCCUGGAGAUUGAUAACAAAUGGUUUCAGGGGGGUUAAUAUACCUCUGUGCCUUACUUUGCUCGUCUUCCUGGUCAUGCUUGGUCUGACAACUAUGCACACAAGAGAAGUGAGCAUGGGAUAAAUAUGUGUGGAAUGGAGGUGGGGACUGCAUUUCCACGGAUUGGAUGGAGCUGCUCAGCUCUCCUGCUUGCUCCCACUUCAGAGGACACACAGGACUCAGCUAUACAGCUGCAAACAAAAUGUUUUAAUUGUGUUGUAAAGCGCAUUAUACGAAUGCGACACUAGAUGUCGAUGGUGAGCUAUGGCAAAUUCCAUAUAUUUUUCAAUUUAUUUUUUUUUAAAGCAUUUUUACAACUUUUUUUUAUACAUGUCUAGAUUCCAGCAUAGAGUGAGCUGAUGGUACAAUGUCUAGAAAGAGAGGGAAAUGUGGAAGGACUGAAGCAGGGAAAAUUAAGGAAAGGAUAAGGGAACAGGGCUAGAACUCCUGCUUUCCCCAAGCAACCUAUUCCACUCUGUGAAAUGUCAUGUGGGCAGUAUCUAGUUUUAUACAUUGAUCAUCCCAAAAGCAGUGAUAGUGCAGUUCUGCUGGCACAGUGGCAAUUCCACUUACUGUUCUACCCCCCUCUUGCACAUUCCCCAAAUCUUAUUCAGUGGUUUCUCACCAUUGGAAUAUUAAUAAUAUUUUUUAAAUUUAUAUCCCGCUCAUCUGGCUGGGUCUCCCCAGCCACUUUGGCCAGCUUACAACAUGUACAAAAACACUACAAAACAUCAAAAUAUCAUACAUAAGCAACAAAGACCAAUAAAUCAAUAAAAAUCAAUAACAAAAACAACCAAAAUACAAAUAACAAUAAUAACAACAAUACUCAAAUUAAAAUAACUGCCAGUUCCAACUAAACAUUUAACCAACACCGACCCGACAAAAACAAACCAGAGGAACCAAAAUUGGAAUCGUUUAAAACAUUUAAAACAUUUUAGCUAGUUGUCCCAACCCAGCAAUGUCCCAGUGGCCUUCCAGGAGCCCCUUUUAGCUGUUCAAGGUGAGUCUGAGCCCCGCCCCAAGUCAGGUGGAAAUGGGCCUUGCAGCAGGGAGCAGGUCUUCCUUCCAGCAUUCACGGCAGCAGCAAUGUCGCCCUCAGCUUCCCAGGAGCCUUUGGAAAGGCGUGUGUGGAGCUGCAGAAGAGAGACAGAGAAAGUUCUGUUUUCGUGAGCACAUGCGCCUUGCGCUAGCAGAAUGAGAUCUUUGGAUAGCACCUCAAGUCCUCCAUCUCAUUCCUUCUGCUCAGUCUACCUCUGGCGACUUGAUGCCUCUUUUCAAAUUCAAAUGGUUGGGAUAAUGGCAGAGCUCAUGGUGAGAACAUUAACACCCACCAGAUCUCUGCCCCCAUCUGUAUGAUCUAUGUUGUAAUUUUAGUUAUAGGGCAUUUGUCUUUGUAAAUACCACAUCAGAGAAGCUGCCCUGAGAGAACUUAGGCCAAGGCAGUCUUGCACAUUGUUAGCUAUUCAAAGACCAUUUUCAUGUACAAACUGUUAAGACCAUUUUGUUAUUCAGGGACAUUUUUACUUAUGUAUCCGUUGCCUUAACGCUGUCUGUUUUGCAGCAUUGACUUGAGCACUCUCUGGCUCCCCUGGGUCAUGGGGUAAUUUUUCUGUGUGCAGUCUCCUGCAGAGCUAGAAGGAUGAAGGGUAAGCUGAAGUUUUGACUUCUACAAGUUUUACAUUAAAAAAGGAAACUCAGUUAUGUGUAAUAUUGGAAGGACAGGCCUGUGUGUCUGGUAAAGGUAAAGGGACUCCUGACCAUUAGGUCCAGUCAUGGCCGACUCUGGGGUUGCGGCGCUCAUCUCGCUUUAUUGGCCGAGGGAGCUGGCGUACAGCUUCCGGGUCAUGUGGCUAGCUUGACUAAGCCGCUUCUGGCGAACCAGAGCAGCGCACGGAAAUGCUGUUUACCUUCCCGCCGGAGCGGUACCUAUUUAUCUACUUGUACUUUGACGUGCUUUGAACUGCUAGGUUGGCAGGAGCAGGGACUGAGCAACGGGAGCUCAUCCCGUCGCAGGGAUUCGAACUGCCGACCUUCUGAUCAGCAAGCCCUAGGCUCUGUGGUUUAACCCACAGCGCCACCCGCGUCCCUGUGUGUCUGGUGCAGUAUGAUAAAAGCUAUAGGUGGCAACAACAAGAGACAUACCCUCAGUUUAAAUUAAUGGACCUAAGCCGGUCAUGCCGAUGAAAUAUCAAUGGGUCUACUCUGUGUAGGUCUAACAUUGGCUACAGUUCUCUCUUUCCACCCCCUUGUCUGAAUACCUGCAUUCUAAGUAGGACCUGGUUUUUCUAAUGUGUAAUCCGCUGGGUAAUUUCUGAACAGCAACUGAUUUUUAUUUCCAGAAACUGAUUUUUAUUUCCAGAGAGUCUUGCGUGUUACUGUUUGGUACAUACCCCACCAACCCUCCAUUAGCAACUAAAACAAGAGAGCAGGUUUCUGUAGCUGUGAAUUGGGUAGAGGCUGGCAAAUUAGCACAGAUGAUCCUGUCUGGCAACUCUCCCAAAACCCUUGGCCCGCCAGUUAAUUUGCUUUUUAAUACCUAACAAACAUGUACUGAAAAUUAAUGCUAGGCCUAGCCAGAACACCUGUAGGCAUUUCUGUAGCACAAGGCUAGAAAUUUGUGCGGUCUUGAGCUUACUGAUAAUGAGAACCUGCAGCAGCUGAUCUGCUUCAACCUGCAGUAGAGAGAGAAUAAUUCAACAUUUUAAGUAACUGAGUGGAGAAGGAAGCCUUAAAAGCAGUAGCCUCGAGAAAUAUGUGUUUGCUGGGAUGCUUGAAGCCCGAGUCACAGUUUUGUGUUGUCCGAUACACUGUGUAUGCUUUACUCGUACUUCAUUAUAGGUCAAACACAAGUGUCAUAGAAUCAUGGAAUUGUAGAGUUGGAAGGGACCUUGAGGGUCAUCUAGUCCAACCCCCCCUGCAAUGCAGGAAUCUCAGCUAAAGCAUCCAUGACAGAUGGCCACCCAACCUCUUGCUUAAAAGCCUCCAAGGAAGGAGAGUCCACAACCUCUCCACUGUUUAUUCCAUUGUCGAACAGCUCUUACUGCAAGAAAGUUGUUCCUGAUGUUUAGUCAGAAACUCCUUUCUUGUAACUUGAAGCCAUUGGUUCAAAUCCUUCCCUCCAGAGCAGGAGAAUACAAGCUUGUCCCCCUCUUCCACGCUCCCCUUGAUAUCAGGGAGUCAAAUAAUUAUUUAGCAAUAUCAACUUCUAGCCUUGGGUCUGGUGUGAUGGUUGCUGCAGUGUGACAGAAAAAUGUUGUGCCGGACUGGCUUGACACACGGAAGUCUGGUCCUGUUCCAGUUUGUGCAGGGAGGUUGAAGAUUCCUGUUGUGGUGUGGAAGGUAGAACAAGUUUGGAUUUGGAUUUGAUAUUCCGCUUUAUCACUACCCGAAGGAGUCUCAAAGCGGCUAACAUUCUCCUUUCCCUUCCUCCCCCACAACAAACACUCUGUGAGGUGAGUGAGGCUGAGAGACUUCAGAGAAGUGUGACUAGCCCAAGGUCACCCAGCAGCUGCAUGUGGAGGAGCAGGAAAGCGAACCCGGUUCACCAGAUUACGAGACUACCGCUCUUAACCACUACACCACACUGGCUCAAUUCACCCAAUCUGUUUAGUAGGCCAGUGUAUAGUCCGAAGAAGACCACCACUCCUAUCCCUGCCCCCAAGAUAAUGGGACUGGAGAGGGGCUGCUGUUGCUGCCACCCCUUUAAAUUAAGUAAAAGGGUCAGUGAUGCUGCUUUUCCGCUGCUUUUCCGCAGGUUCAGCUGAGGAACACUGCCUUAAUUUGGGGCGGACGUAGAUGGAAAGUUGACUUGUUUCUUUUUUCCUGUCCUUAACCCAUUUGCCUUGAAGCAGCUUGGAAGGUUGCACUGCUGCAACUUUUUUUAUAUAUAACUUAAUUUACCUUCACUGGCUUCCUCUUUUUCAGGACUUAAAAACAUGUUAUAUUUACUGCACAGCAGUGGAAUGAAUACUGCCAGCCAUUUCAUAGGGCUCAAGCUAUUUCAUAUGUUUGUUUUAGCUUUUGGAGGGUCAGGGCAAGAAGGUAUUUUUUUUAAAUCCUUUUCUUUGCCAUCUUUCAAAGCAGGUCUACGCUUUGUGCCCUGUUACUAUUAUUAUUGACAUUCACUGUGGUGUGUGUGUGUGUGUGUAUGUUUUAAGUAAAAUAUGUUUAGAGCCUUAAUAGUAUACCAUUUAAUCUGCUAUUGCUGGUGUUUUUCUUCCAAGGUCAUUAAAUUUUUAUCGGUUCCUCACUGACAAAUUAUAAGGAGAUUGGCAUAAUUAUAGGGAGAUAAUCACCUUUCAACCGCAGGAAAGAUUUCUCAUGAAAUGCUUGGGAAUACAUUUUAAGGAAGGCUUUGAGCUAUAGACAUGGUCUUGGGGUUAAGGGAGGCUGAAUUUCUUCUCUCUGCCCCUCCCUUCUCUUAACAAUUUACAGAGAUUGUUUUGUAGAUCACAGAGCACUGGGAGUUCUUUGGUUUCCUUUUAAUCCCAGCCAAUUUGCUGCACUACCUAUUGUUUUGUUAAUAACCGAUGUUUGUUUGCUGUUCAAAAACAAUACUUGAAAAAAGUUUUCUUCUCCAAGAAUCCCAGUCUUCCAAGGAACUUAAAGGGUAGAAUUUCCUGCCAAAGUUUUUGUCCCUGUUAAUCACUUGAGUGAAAGAGGGUGGGUGGGUGGGUGGGUGGGAACAAGUGAAAGAAUUGCAGAUGCACAAGAGAGCUAGGAACCAUAGAAUUGUAGAAUCCGAUAUUUUGGUCCAACCUCUCAAUGCUGGAAUAUGUAGUUGUCCCAUAUGGGGAAUCGAACCUGCAACCCUGGCAUCAUAAACACCAUUCUCUAACCAACUGAGCUAUCCAGUGGUGAGAGAGGAAAGCUUCAGAUAAUAAAAACUUAAGAGCAACUGGAUAUAGCUGGCAUAUAUACCCACCUUAACCCCAGCCAGCCAUGGUAUUAUCUUUAGCAUUUGCAUGUAGACAGGACCGCUUCAUAUGUUACUGCAGCAGACAUGUUUCUUGUAUUUAUACUGGUGCCCACAUCGAAAACACGUGGCGUGGAGAUGCACUCCCAAGUGCAACUGGUUCCUUAGCUCAGGCCUAGUACAUGGUUGGAUACAUGACUCCCCUUGGCUCUGUACCUGCCUGCUCAGCAACUUGUUUCCCUCUGAGGAUAGUGGACCAGCACCUAAGAUUUUCACUGAUUACUUCCUGUGGUGAUCACCCAGAGUCCCCGGACGUUUCACUGUCUAUUGAUCCCUGUGCCACCACUUUAUUUCUCGCUGCCACCACCUAGGCCCUACCUGGUAAAAUACUGAGUCCAGUCAGGGUUAAAUUGGAACAUAAACUUCUGUUUAUUUAUUGCAGUUUAACAAGCGUGUGGUUUCAUAAACGGUAUCAGUCCAUUACAGUCAUGGGGUGCCUAUCCAGACCUAUAACUUCCACUACCUGACUCACUCACUCACUCAACCACCUCUCAGAUAUUUACUUGUCUUCCUAGCUCCUAACUGUUCCUGACUCAACUUAUUUCACUACACUAACUCAACCUACCCACAGACUCUAUCCCAAUUCACUCCCACUCCAACCAACCACCCAACUCCCAACAAACUCCCCCUUCGCCCCUCCCAGAGCUGGUUUUAUAGUCCCUCUGACUCCACCCCCUGGGUUCUGAUUGGGUAAUCCGUUUAACUAUUUCACCUCCAGCACUCUCAUAUGUUAACGUCACACUUCCAUGUUGCUUUUCUGUGCCUGGAGGGAACACUGGAAGUGAACCUCAUACAGAUCCUGUAUGAGGAUCACAGCACACUUAAGCCAAACCGUUGUUUAGCAUGGAAGUGUGGGCUCUGAGAAAGGCAAUCUGAUUUUUCUCUUCCCCUGUCAUUCUGCUGCUUUGCUGAGUUGAGCCAUAGCCUAGCUUAGUGCGCUGUCUGAACUGCCACGAGCCUUGGUUUGGGCAACUAAACAAGCCAAACCAUGGUUUAGCUCAGCACAGCGGCAGGACAACUGAGGAGAUCCCAGCCACUAGGCCUCUCCCAUCUUGGAAGCAGGAAGUAGCCUACUGAAUUUCACUUCUCUUGCACGCAAAGCAGAUGCUUGACCACUGAGCUGAGGCCCUUCCUGAACUCACAACAAGCACCAUCAAAAUACACAACAUUUUUGUGUAUGUGUGUGUGUGUAGGGGAACAAUUUGUUGCAAGACAUCGCAUAAGACGAAACUCUCAAUUCAGUAAAUGUAAUGAAAGCUUAAUCUCUUUGACUAGGUUUUGUUGUUGUUGUUUAGUCGUGUCUGACUCUUCGUGACCCCAUGGACCAGAGCACGCCAGGCACUCCUGUCUUCCACUGCCUCCUGCAGUUUGGUCAAACUCAUGCUGGUAGCUUCGAGCACACUGUCCAACCAUCUAGUCCUCUGUCGUCCCCUUCUCCUUGUGCCCUCAAUCUUUCCCAACAUCAGGGUCUUUUCCAGGGAGUCUUCUCUUCUCAUGAGGUGGCCAAAGUAUUGGAGUCUCAGCUUCACGAUCUGUCCUUCCAGUGAGCACUCAGGGCUGAUUUCCUUCAGAAUGGAUAGGUUUGAUCUUCUUGCAGUCCAUGGGACUCUCAAGAGUCUCCUCCAGCACCAUAAUUCAAAAGCAUCAAUUCUUCGGUGAUCAGCCUUCUUUAUGUUUUUUUUUUUUUUAAUAAUUUUUAUUAAAGUUUUGAACAACAAAGAAAGAAAAGAAAAACAUAACAAAAACACAAAAAGAAAAACAAUAUUCAACAAUAAAAAAAACGAAAAACAUAACAAUUAAAAACAAUAUCUCUUUUCCAUUUCCGUAUUUUAGUUUACUUAUUUUCUGGACUUCCUCAUACCUCCCUCUUUUGUAUUCCAAUCCAAAUUGUUUGUCCAGCAAUUUCUUUUCCACUUUUUUAAUCCCAAUCUUUAACUUUAAUAUAAUAUUGAAAUAUAUAACUUCAACUUCUUUAAACCUGAUCUUUAGUCUUAAUAUAAUAUAACAUUAAAAUUUUUCCUCUUAAUUAUCAAAUUUCCAUUUCUUUAAACAUCUUUAAUCCUAAUCUUUAAUCUUAGUCUAUCAUUAACUUUAACCUGUACAGAUGGAAACCACUUAUUUUCAGUCCAACAUCACUCUAACAUUCUUUAAUUUUGCAAUGUUUCUGAAGAUAGUCUUUGAAUUUCUUCCAAUCUUCCUCCACCGACUCUUCUCCCUGGUCACGGAUUCUACCAGUCAUUUCCGCCAGUUCCAUAUAGUCCAUAAGUUUCAUCUGCCAUUCCUCCAGCGUGGGAAGUUCUUGUGUCUUCCAAUACUUUGCGAUAAGUAUUCUUGCUGCUGUUGUUGCAUACAUAAAGAAAGUUCUAUCCUUUUUUAACACCAUUUGGCCGACUAUGCCCAGGAGAAAGGCGGUAAUCAGCCUUCUUUAUGGUCCAGCUAGGUUUAUGGUUGACUAGGUCUUUAUGGUUGACUAGGUUAGUGGUCCUCAAAGGGUGUGGCAGGAAAGAAUGGCAAAUGUGGGAGGAAGAUUCAAGGACAACCAGUAUUAUAUUUGGGGAAUGCUUCAUGUUGUUAUGUAGUGACAUUGUUUUAUACCUUCUGGAUGCCUAGUUGUCAUAUCCUAGUUGUAUUCUGUGUUAUAAAACAAGCACUGCCAGUUGCUUCUUUUUUGUUUUCUCACCCAUUUCUUAUCAAUAAAAAAAGUUGGUGGAGCAUGAGCGAAUUUUUAUUCGGAAAGUGUGGCCAGGAGAAAAAAGCGAGAGAACCAUGGGACCUCCUGGUAUGCCCCGCGGAGGACCUUAAGGUUUUGGAGGUCCCAGGUUGCAAGGUGGUUAGAUUGGUCUCAACUAGGGCCAGGGCCUUUUCAGUACUGGCCCCGACUUGGUGGAACGCUCUGUCCCAAGAGACUAGGGCCCUGCGGGACUUGACAUCUUUCCGCAGGGCCUGCAAGACAGAGCUGUUCCGCCUGGCCUUUGGUUUGGACUCAGUCUGACCCUUAUGUUUCCCUCCCCUUACGGUUUUGAUCUAUGGGCUACUUUUAAAAUGAGGCUGCAUUUUAACAUGUAUUUUAAAUUGGUCCCCCCCCCAUUAUAUUUUUACUGUAAUUUUACUGCUGUUAGCUGCCCUGAGCCCGGCUCUGGCCAGGGAGGGCGGGGUAUAAAUAAUUUAUUAUUAUUAUUAUUAUUAUUAUUAUUAUUAUUAUUAAUUAGCUCUAGUCUUCCUGCAGUCUAAGGAGUCCACAUACAAUUCAGAUUGGUUAAAGCCUUAUCCCUGGGCUAGAAGGGGAAGGGGCAAGGAUUCCUUGGGGAAAAGUCCGCCAGGCCUUCCAUCUGCUUGGUGCUGUUGUUAUGGUGCUUCCUAAGGCUGGCAAGUCACCUGUGGAAAGUCACCUGGUGACUCUCUGGGGAUGGGUGUUAUCCCAGAGGCUUCCAGUUGCUGAUAGCUAUUGUAAGAACUCCCUGUAGGGAAGUGGGGUGUAAACACAGUCUGCUGCUAUAAAGAUCUCUGCAGAAGACACUGGUGUGUAAACACAGACUGGUGCCAAAAUCUAAUGCUGGGGCUUUGGUGAUCGACACCCCCCCAAAGAAAGAAGAUGUUUAGGCUGAAAUCUUAUACCAGCUUACCUAAGUCCUCUUGAACCCAAGGAGACUUGCUUCUAAGUGGAAACAUAUAGGAUUGCACUCUUAGUUUGACAAAGUUUGAGCCCUUUGGAAAUCUCCUGUCUGCUGCUGCGAUGACCUUGGUUAAAAACAAAACACCGUAAUAACAUGGUCCGAAGUAUGCUGAAGGGAUAGCUUUAGGCAUGCUGUAAUUUUCUAAGGACAAUACCACAGUAAUAAGCCAAAGCUUAUUUAAAUCAUCUGUCUCAAUUUCCUCGGUUGAUUAGCGAUAAAUUACCUGAUUAAAUGGAUUUGCAUAUUGCUGAAGCAUUUUUUUUGUAGGUGGCUCUUUGAUGCAGAAGGGGAGUGUGGAAACUUAGAACGUAUUAAGCAAAAGCCACCCGUAAUUGUUACAUGGACAAAAAUAUAAUGAUAAUAAUAAUAAUCCUUUACAUUCCACAUUAGAGUAAUUCACGAGAACUCACAUAGCAUCAUAAAAUACGCAAGUGGGCUCUUUAACACUCAGCCCUCCUUAAUUAAACAAAGAAAGCUUUAGUUGAUCACCGAAUUAAAGGUUCCGUUCUAAAACUCUACACAGUAACAGUUAAAGUAAGUCAAGUACCCGUCCAUCAAGAACUGUCCAUGGUUUGCGGUAUAAAAUGUGAGGAUCACAGCAAACCUACAGAAUCACAUUAUUAAAACAUUGACAAGCUUAUGCCCCAGCAAAACCAACAGCACAGAGCCUAAGUUCAUUUCAGCUAGGACUACAGUGCAGUUCUAUAUAGUACAUUGCAACCAUAUUGUCGUUGUUGUGUUUCUGUGUGCAGGCUAUUCAGACAGGCCUUUAGCGGCUGAUGAGGCUGACUGCUGAGUCGCUGCCAGGGCAGUUGGUACAUUAAUGCUGGCUUUAAAUGUAUUCUAAUGCAUUUUAACUAUUGUUUACCAGUUCGUUUUUAUUCCUUUGUAUCUUAUAACAAUGUUUUAAAAUACUAUAAGCUUCCUUGAAUCCCAGCUUGGAAGGUGGGAUAUAAAUACAUUAAACAACAACAACAUAUAUGUCUACUUAAAGUAAGCCCAAUUGAUUUCAGAGGAAUUCAGUUAAGUGUGUGCUUAAUAUGGUAUGUGUGUACUUAAAAUGGAAUGUUGCGUUGAAUUAAUUGGAUUGCACUUUAGUAACUAUGUAAGACUGCAGUCCUGUAUGAACUUACUGGUGGGUGAACCUAUUGACCUUAGUAGGACUUAUUUAUGAGUCAGGUAAAGGACCCCUGGAUGGUUAAGUUCAGUCAAAUGCGACGAUGGGGUUGCAGCGCUCAUCUCGCUUUCAGGCCGAGGGAGCCAGCGUUUGUCCACAUACAACUUUCCGCAUCAUGUGGCCAGCAGGACUAAACCGCUUCUGGUGCAACAGGGCACCGUGACGGAAGCCAGAGCACAUGGAAACACUGUUUGCCUUCCCGCCGCAGUGGUACCUAUUUAUCUACUUGCACUGGUAUGUUUUCAAACUGUUAGGUUGGCAGGAGCUGGGACACAGCUCACCCCACUGUGGGGAGUCGAACCUUCUGAUCGGCAAGCCCAAGAGGCUCAGUGGUUUAGACCACAGCACCACCCGCAUCUCUAUUUAUUUAUUUAUGAGUAAGUAUGUACAGGCAACACUCUAUUUGCACACAAGUCGUUUGCGUGUGUCAGCGGUCACACAUAAGCCCGUUCUGCCCUGCCUCGCCCCCUUCUGCAGCCGAAAGCGGCACACAUGUCAGCAGUCGCAUGUCACUUGGAACACACACAGAAUGGUUGCCCCCUGUGUAGAUUUUAUGGGGUGUGUGGUAUCUCCUGUAUUAAGAGAUUUAGCAUUUAAUAAUAAUAAUAAUAAUAAUAAUAAUAAUAAUAAUAAUAAUAAUAUAUUUAUACCUGGCCCAUCUGGCUGAGUUUCCCCAGCCACUUUGGGCAGCUUCCAGCAGAAUAUAUAAUGAUUCAUCCUGUAUUAAAAGCUUCCUUCAACAGGGCUGCCUUCAGAUGUCUUCUAAAAGUCUUAUAGUUGUUUAUUUCUUUAGUCCCAUGUGAACUGGUGGGUGAGCCUGUUGACCUUAGUAGGACUUACUUAUGAGUAAGGUAAAGGUCCAGUCAAAUGCGACUAUGAGGUUGCAGCGCUCAUCUCGCUUUCAAGUCGAGGGAGCCAGCGUUUGUCCACAGACAGCUUUCCUCCAAUAUUCUUGAUGCGCAAAUGAUUUCAUAGAAAAGUUCUGACAUUCCCUUUGACCUUAUUACGUGACGGUGUGCCCGCACUUCCAGGAAUUGUGAUUUGGGCCGGGUGGCGGGAGAGUCAAGCUCUGAUCUCAGUAAAAAUUCAAAUCCGCACUUGCCGCUGAGCAUCAGAAUUCGUUUACAACCUGCUCUCUGCGUCUUGUGCGUCUGUUCUCACAAUACCAUUGCAGAGGAAGACUAUAUCUGCCUUGGAGAAUCACAAAUAAAAAUCUGAGCCGUGACUCUUCAGAAACUAUCGUGGAUCCUGAAAGACUGUGGCAGCGAACUUCAGAAAAGGCUAGCUCAGCAGAUGAGGUGGGGAUCAGCCAGUGUCAGUAUUAAUACUCUUUCAAAUUUGAUGGAUGGGAGGAUUAUAAAACUGCAGAGGGAAGUGGAAGCCUAAUAGAGCCCGUUUUUUAAUUUGUAUCCCGUAUUCUUUCAGUGGCUCUAUGCAUCGGAUAGAGAGGAAAGCGCAGGUGAGGAUGCAUUGCUCUGCAUUAGCAUUAUUUGUUGUUGUUUAGUCGUUUGGCUGUGUCCGACUCUUCGUGACCCCGUGGACCAGAGCACGCCAGGCACUCCUGUCUUCCACUGCCUCCCGCAGUUUGGUCAAACUCAUGCUGGUAGCUUCGAGAACACUGUCCAACCAUCUCAUCCUCUGUCGUCCCCAUCUCCUUGUGCCCUCCAUCUUUCCCAACAUCAGGGUCUUUUCCAGGGAGUCUUCUCUUCCCAUGAGGUGGCCAAAGUAUUGGAGUCUCAGCUUCACGAUCUGUCCUUCCAGUGAGCACUCAGGGCUGAUUUCCUUCAGAAUGGAUCGGUUUGAUCUUCUUGCAGUCCAUGGGACUCUCAAGAGUAUCCUCCAGCACCAUAAUUCAAAAGCAUCAAUUCUUCGGCGAUCAGCCUACUUUAUGGUCUAGCUCUCACUUCCAUACGUCACGACUGGGAAAACCAAAGCUUUAACUAUGCGGACCUUUGUUGGCAAGGUGAUGUCUCCUUAUGCAGGGAGGCGAUUUCUCUCUCGCACCCCUGAUUUAGCAUGUUCUAAUGUGCCUUAUUAUGCAUACUUAUUCCCAUGCAACAAGAGGUGAAGGAGCAUGCCCAAAAUUACUUUCCUCAUUUUCCUUUCCCCCGCAGGGUAUUCUGAAGUUGCAAACAAAACAAAACUUUUUUUUUGCCUCCUCUUCCACAUUAUACAAGGUGAAGGCUCUGAGCACCCUGCCAAAUCAGAGUCCUUGGGAACAUGUUCCGUUAGAUCCAAUCUUACCUUCCAGUUGCCAACACUCCCUGCAACUAUUUGGCUUUAGUUUCUUACUUCUAGUAAUGUCGACAAAUACUUAAUUUUCCACGCGGCAAGAAAAUGCAUUGCAUGGGCCAUUUAAAAAAUAAACUUUCUCUAAACUGAAACUGUGACAGAUGCCCAAACCUAUUAGUGCUGCAACCUCCUGCUGUCAAUUUUCUGGUCUUUAUCUGCCCUGUUGUUAGAAUUUAAAGACCCUAUUGCAUCCAGUGUUCCUGUCCAGAGACUAUUUUGGUCCUUUUCAGCCCUAGUGAAACUGAAUCAUUAUUGAUGGAAGAAGACUCAGCCUGGUGUGUCUUUGAUUCCUGAGUCCUUUGGCGGCAACCCAACAACUGGUUUCCUCCGUUGAUGGGGCAGGGUGAUUGUGCCACACCACCACAGUUGUCACGGAAAGUGUUAUUUGAAUACAGGGUUGUAUUCAACUUUUACUCAGAGUCAGCCCGUUGAAAUGAAUGGACCUAACAUUGUGAAUUUUGAUAGGGCCUGACCCGAGUAAAAGUUAAUUGAAGGCAACCCGCGGUUUCCUAGUUUGACAGAUGGAGAAGGCGGUGUGCCAAGAAAGAGUGGAUUAUUUUGACUUAGGUUAGGCUAACUCUGAUGAUAGCACAUUUGACAGGCUCAUUUUUUUGCCAGUGUUUAUGCAGUUGCUUCCUAUAACAGUAGGGAAAGAUUAUACAGCUUGUAUGCUACCUGCUGUCAGGAGCGGGUGCCAGGAUUAGGUCACCAUUAACUCACACAACUUCAGUGAAGUUAACUCUUUAUUCAGAGAAACAAGGCAGCUCAGGAGGCCAGGCCUAAUGGGCACAACAAAUCUUCCUGUUGAUCUUGCCCCAGUGAGGCAGUUGUGGGGACUGUGGGUCCCUGCCUUCCCACAGUUCCCUAAGUCUCCUCCUCCCCAAGCAAUCUGAGACUUCUUUGCCUCUACAGCAUUUGCUCCACCCUCUUCAUAGCUCUUCUGGUUCUGGGAGACCAGGGAGGAGGGGAGCUGGUCGCAGCACGACGGGGAAAUACCCUGACUUCUUCAUCAGCCUGACUCAACUCUGUCUCUUGACCUGCUUCUGCCUCCAAUUCUGGACUGCUCUCUUUUACCACUUCAGCUUCCGACAUCUCCUCCUCCCAGUCUUCUCCCUCUUUUCCCUCUGACAUCCACCACCAAUCCCUUGGCUCUGAGUCUUCUCCCCUUGAGGGUCUCCCAGCUGGUGCCUUCCACCACUCCUCUGCAUGCAGCCAGUCCAUGAUACCUGAAUGUCAUGCCUUGAAACAGCUCCUUCAGUCACUGAAGAAGAAGAAGAAGAAGGGUUUGGAUUUGAUAUCCCGCCUUUCACUCCCCUUCAGGAGUCUCAAAGCGGCUAACAUUCUCCUUUCCCUUCCUCCCCCACAACAAACACUCUGUGAGGUGAGUGGGGCUGAGAGACUUCAGAGAAGAGUGACUGGCCCAAGGUCACCCAGCAGCUGCAUGUGGAGGAGCGGAGACGCGAACCCGGUUCCCCAGAUUACAAGACUACCGCUCUUAACCACUACACCACACUGGCUCUCACUGGUAGCUAAAAGUAUACUAUUUAAAAGGAAAUGGUUAAUUUUGUUUGUUUGUUGGUUUGUGUGUUACCGUGAGGGAGAAUUUGAGCUACAAGUGCCCAUACAGUACCAAUCACGAGCGAUUGGUACAAAAGAUCUGGAAAGUAAGAGAGCUUGUGAUUUAGAGGUUGCUGACCCUCAGUGUUCUUGGUUGCAAGCUUGUGAGUGCCUAGAGGGGGUUGGAGGAAGGAUGGCGGCUAACAGAUUGAGGUUGAAUCCUGACAAGACAGAAGUACUGUUUUGGGGGGACAGGGGGCGGGUGGGUGUGGGGGACUCCCUGGUCCUGAAUGGGGUAACUGUGCCCCUGAAGGACCAGGUGUGCAGCCUGGGAGUCAUUUUGGACUCAAAGCUGUCCAUGGAGGCGCAGGUUAAUUCUGUGUCCAGGGCGGUUGUCUACCAGCUCCAUCUGGUAUGUAGGCUAAGACCCUACCUGCCCACGGACUGCCUCGCCAGAGUGGUGUAUGCUCUGGUUAUCUCUCGCUUGGACUACUGCAAUGCGCUCUACGUGGGGCAACCUUUGAAGGUGACCCGGAAACUGCAAUUAAUCCAGAAUGUGGCAGCUAGACUGGUGACUGGGAGUGGCCGCCGGGACCACAUAACACCGGUCCUGAGAGAUCUGCAUUGACUCCCCGUACGUUUCCGAGCACAGUUAAAAGUGUUGGUGCUGACCUUUAAAGCCCUAAACGGCCUUGGUCCUGUAUACCUGAAGGAGCGUCUCCACCCCCAUCGUUCAGCCUGGACACUGAGAUCCAGCGCCGAGGGCCUUUCCCUCAUUGCGAGAAGUGAGGUUACAGGGAACCAGACAGAGGGCCUUCUUGGUAGUGGCUCCCACCCUGUGGAACGCCCUCCCUUCAGAUGUGAAGGAAAUAAGCAGCUUUCCUAUCUUUAAAAGACAUCUGAAGGCAGCCCUGUUUAGGGAAGUUUUUAUUAUUUAAUGCUGUAUUGUUUUGAACACUCGAUUGGGAGCCGCCCAGAGUGGCUGGGGAAACUCAGCCAGAUGGGCGGGGUAUAAAUAAAUUAUUAUUAUUAUUAUUAUUUAGGACGCUUCCUUACUGCGAUACAGGCAAACGUUCAGGAACGGGGUAUAAGUCAUCCCUCACUUUAGAGCCUCUUGCUCACUCCUAACAAAUGGCAGAGCACAGCAUCAUCGCUGUUGGUGCCGAAACCUCUAGCGAAGCGAGCGACCGAGAGCACCCAAAGUGAGUGGCAGAACUCCCGCUGCCUUGUGACACCUUGGUUGUUGAUAACCUUGAUGUGGUUUGCAGUGAAAUUGCUCUCCCUUUUCUCUGCCACAGGAUGCGGAUGUGUUACUGAUGGUGCUAGUCAGGCUUUCUCUCUUAAGUGAGAAGUCAGACAUCUUUUUGGGGGGAUGUGGGAGGCAGCUGAGUGGAGUACAGGUGAGUGCUAGGUUGGCACCAGCUGCCUGAAACUAAAUCUGUCCCUGGGGUAGCUCAGUUGGUAGAGCAGGAGACUCUUAAUCUCAGGGUCGUGGGUUUGAGCCUCACGUUGGUCAAAAAGAUUCCUGCAUUGGACUAGAUGACCCUCAUGUUCCCUUUCAACUCUACAGUUCUGCGAUCUAUGAUUCUGUAUUGACUUAACUAAAUUAAUAUUAAAUAAUAUGGGUAUAAUCCUAUUAGCCCUGCAGCUAAUUUCUAAAUCAAGACAAUGCCUACAAGAUGCAUGGAGUUAAAAGAUACAUUUCGAUGUCAAUGGAGAAUUUGAUCAUUUCGCAGGUAGGGAUGCUUGCACUCUACCUGCCGACGGAGGAAUUUCAUUUACAUCUAAUGAAAAUAAAGUGCUCCUGUCUGCACGAUAACUAUCAGACUUUACUUCUGCCUAUCAGUCAUGAGCAGUUCAGUUUUGUUUGCAGCUUUAUUUUUGCAAGGGUGGUGCUGGGCCAAGGCAGAGUGACCCGGAAAGGAGCAACACUGGAAAGGAGAGAAAACUGUCAGCAAAAGUGUGCAAAGUUCACCUCUGUUAGCUACCCUGGGAACAUAAAUCUUUAUCGGCGGUGUGGGAUUUAAAAUUUGUAAAUAAAUAAAACUAUCCUGGGUGCAUGUUGUAAAAAGAGAUCCCAUUUGGGCAUACAGUCGUACCUUGGAAGUUGAACGGAAUCUGUUCCGGAAGUCCAUUUGACUUCCAAAACGUUCAGAAACCAAAGCACAGCUUCCUAUUGGCUGCAGGAGCUUCCUGAAGCUGCGGAAGCCACAUUGGACGUUCAACUUCCAAAAAAAAGUUUGAAAACCGGAACACUCGCUUCCAGUUUUUGAUCAUUCGGGAGCCGAAACGUUCAGCAACUAAGCCGUUUGAGAUCCAAGGUACGACUGUAUUUUAAAUACAUUUUUCCCCCUCUAGGCAAGAAGGAGCUGCACAGUCAGCCUGGUUGUAAGAAUGAAACAUUAAUGUAAAUCAGGGCCUUCUAGCUAGGGAUUAUGGGAAUUGUAGUCCAGAAACAGCUGGAGACCAACGUUUGGGAAACCCUGUUGGCAAUAAUGCUCUAGUUACAUACUGUCAUUGUUUAGUGGUUAGACAUGCACCAUUGUUUAGCAAGUACAUGAAGAAGUCUCAAUGGGAAACUUGAUUCUAAAUUGGCCUUCUUUUCUCAUUGAUCCAAAGUGCCUUGAUUUAAAUCAGUCCAGUGACAGGGUGCGUUGCCAAUUUAUUUUUAACUAGUAGGACGCGAAGGCAAAUGAUACGCUUCUAAGCAUUGUGCAUCGAUGCCUUGUUGGGUUGAAAUCACGACAGACGAGUGGUAGGUGUCAUAUGAGAGGCGUCUGCCAGGGCGAGCCCCGGGAACUCUCUUUUAUUGAAUAUUACAAACAUUGCCACAGGUGUGCUUGUGGCUGAUUGGUUGAUACAAACACAAAGCAUCUUGUUGCUGAUUGGUUAACAUAGGUACAAGGCGGGAAUUAGAUACAACCAUUUAUUACUGAUAGAUCAAAGGAUGAGAAAUGGAGCUGGAACUAGACAGGCAUGAAACCUCCUAAUUAAAUUAUAACUAAAGAUUGAUAUUGAAAGAACAUAACAUGAAAGAAUACAACAAUCACGUUCCGUAGAUGUGGUCAGCAAUGCAUUAAGAACAGGUCAGGAUACACUGUUUCAUGAACUCAAUGGGAACUGUUCAGAACAUUCUCAGACUCAUGUGCAGAAGCAGAGAAAAGAUUAUGAGCGAGACUUCCCAGAAUGCAAGAGAAAAGAAGCAAUAGUUCUCAUAGUCCCAUAAUGCCGCAGUUAUGUGCAGUAAGAGAACUGCAGAAAGAAAACUUCCCUUUAAUUCCUUCUUGGUCUUGAAAUCUGCGGCUGCGGCUACUUGGGUUUGUUUGGACACAGCGUGGCUUUUGAGACCCCACUGAGACUACAGUUUGUCAGCCACAGAUAUGGCCAUGACGGCACUGGACCUCUUCUCUCUGACUGUAUGUUUCCCCUGCCAAAACGAAGAGAGUUUACUGUAAUCCAAGUGCGGCUAUUUUAAUCAGUGAUUAGCUCAUUAAUGGAAGUUUUGCAUUCACGAUACUCAUUAAAAGACUGUGUCUAGUUACAAAAGGUUUUGCAGUUACGUACAUAAUUCGUUCCAGAGGUCCAUUCUUAACCCGAAACUGUUCUUAACCUGAAACACCACUUUAGCUAAUGAGCCCUCCCGCUGCCGCCAUGCCACUGCUGCACAAUUUCUGUUCUCAUCCUGAAGCAAAGCUCUUCUGGGUUAGCGGAGUCUGUAACCUGAAGCGUAUGUAACCUGAAGCAUAUGUAACCCGAGGUACCACUGUAUGCAAUUUAUCUUUAAAGAAAUAAAAUGAGUUCCGUAUUAGUAAACGGAUCUAUGCAUCAUGCAUCUUUAUGCUUCAUGUCUUUAAUAACAUUCUAUUUACUCAUGAUCAGAGCUGUUUUUCUAGAAAAAGAGGUGCUGGAACUCACCAUGUUCUCCUGUAAUGGCAAUGGCACCCACCUUGAGAGGUGCCUGAACCGAGUUCUGGAGAGUUCCAGCUUGAAAAAAAGCCCUGCUCCUUAUGCUAAAAGACAGUAGUGAAAGCUCCAGAGACUUAAUGCCCCAUCUGCUUUUAUACAUUUAAAGUAGGCAUAGGCAAACUCGGCCCUCCAAAUGUUUUGGGACUACAACUCCCAUGAUCCUUAGCUAACAGGACCAGUGGGCAGGGAUGAUGGGAAUUGUAGUCCAAAACAUCUGGAGGGCCGAAGGUUGCCUAUGCCUGAUUUAAAGCAUCAUCACACCACUUUAAACAGUCAUGGUUUACCCCCUCCCCAAGAAUCCUGGAAAAUGUAGUUUGUUAAAGGCGGCGCUGAGACCUCUAUUCCCCUCAUGGAUAGUGCGGGUGGGACUUUUAAGUUUCAAGAAGAGCUUUACAGCACAAUGGGUUAAAAAAGAGAAAAGAAUCAUCAGACUCUUCUGGUGUUGAAAGGUUUUCUGUUUGAGCCACCUCAGUUCCUGAGGCUAUGUGGGAGACCUUGCUCAGGAAACUUGCUCCUUUUGUAGUAAAAAGGGAUGGUUACAGGGAACAGCACUUUAGCAGGACUUGCAUUGUAAAACUCUGUUUUGAGAAAGGUAAACAGCCUUGGAAUAUAAGGAGAAUGGUUAGGAUUAAAUCCACUUGCCGCUCUUCAUGGAUAUCUUGUCUCUGUCUGUGUCAUGGUCUCCCAAACUUGGGUCUCCAGCUUUUUUUCUUUUCUUUUUUGGGGGACUACAACUCCCAUCAUCCUUAGCUAGCAGGACCAGUGUUCAUGGAUGAUGGGCAUUGUAGUCCAAAAAACAGCUUCAAGUUUGGGAAACCCUGGUAUAUGGUGGUAUUCAUUGCUUUCAUUGUAACUAUCCAAUAUAUGGUCCUUGUACCUAAUUGAAUGUUGUGAGCCUAUAAUAGAAGAUCCUUGAUUGGCCAUCUAUACAUUUGAACGAAUGAAAAAUGACUGGAGGUGAAAAAUACAGAGGACCGUUCACAUCUCUCUAUCUACUUGUUACGGUAGGCGAUGGGUAGGCUGAAUGUGAUUUUGUGAAAGCUCUGUCAAGAGAGAGGAAACAUAGAACUUCUUAAAUCGAAGGCUAAUGGCUCCUCCAAAUGGUUGCCCUUUCUAGUGUUGACCAAUAUUGUAUCCCACAAAUAGAGCUUUACCUUCUGUAAAUCAAAACAAGUUAUAAGUGGGGCAGUGGCUCUUCACAGUAUUUAUUUCCUUGCACUGAGAAAGCAUGGGAGACUCUGCAUGCCUUUUGUAAUAUCUGUUUGGUAGCUCACUCGGUAAAGCAUGAAACUCUUCAUCUUAGGGUUGUGGGUUCGAGUCCCACAUUGGGCAAAAGAUUCCUGCAUUGCAGGGGGUUGGACUAAUUGACCAUUGUGGUCCCUUCCAACUCUGCAAUGCUACGAUUCUAUGAAAUAUAGAAGCAAACCUUGGAGAGAAGGUGGUAAGCAGAUUUUUCGGCUAAUCCCGCAUUGAAUUCCCAAAGAGCAAGAGUUGCACCCUCCCCAAGCUCACGGCAUUCUGCCUAACAUAACUGAUUAUCCAAGGAAGAGAUGGUCAAAUGAGGCCACCUAAAGUGAUUUCACUUGGCGGCUGGUGAUCUUAUCAAACUUUAAUCAAGGUAUGGUAUACUGAUUGCUAAUAAUUUUACUGGCAAAGAACAUUCAAAUUGUGGCAAAGUCUGUACUUUAAUGUUGCGUUUCGCCUUGAGAUUUUGUAUGAACCAUGAUGAAAAAUUGACCCAGCUUAAUUACGGAGCCUGACUUCACAAGGAGUUCAGUUAGUGCUGCAAAUAUACCUGGCCCUUGGAUCUCUGCCUGGAGAAUAGAACAGACCAUGAGAACUCUGAGGUUUGCCAUUUGUGGGCUAAGUAACUCUUUAACAUUAGCAUGGGAAUAUAGCCAAAAUCACUAGUAAUAUCUCUGGGAUUUAGCAUAACAGUCCUAGGACCACAUUCUUUGGUAUUCCAAAUCAUAUAAACUUUCUGGAAGACGUCAUCUGAACUACCAAAUAACCUGGUCUCUUAACACUAUGUUGAGUAUCCCCUUUAUCUUUCCCCUUUAUCUUUCAGUAAGCAAUUUGUUAGUGGAGCACGCAUCAAAUGCAUAUCGUUACUUUCCCUGCAAGCUGGCAAGAUACGUCUGGGGCAAAAGCCAAACACAGUUGUCAAAAGAUGCUGUAACUUGUACGGUAUCUGAAAUACUCCCAAGAGACUGCAGAUCACCUUUUUUCAAAUUGGCUAGGACAGGACGAUGCAAGAGGGUAACAGAUCCUCUGAUGAUGAUUCCUGUCUCACUUGUUCUUGGUAACGGAGACUAGAAAUCCAUACAAACAUUUUUACUAUCUUUUCUGUGACUUCUCAUUUGCCAGAAAUUAGGUUGUAACAUGUAACUUAGAUGUGCUCAUUGAUUGUACAGUAUAAAUAGGAGAUCUGGAGAGAAUGCAAUAAUAAGGGAGGUAGCACAUCUUGGUAUAGCCUGAUGCUUUUAGCCCAAAAACGUUUCUGCACUGCUUCCACUUUAGAUGCUCCUUCGACAGUAAAGGUAAAGGGACCUCUGACCAUUAGGUCCAGUCGUGACCAACUCUGGGGUUGCGGCGCUCAUCUUGCUUUAUUGGCCGAGGGAGCCGGCGUACAGCUUCUGGGUCAUGUGGCCAGCAUGACGAAGCCGCUUCUGGUGAACCAGAGCAGUGCAUGGAAAUGCCGUUUACCUUCCUGCCAGACCUAUUUAUCUACUUUCACUUUGAGGUGCUUUCGAACUGCUAGGUUGGCAGGAGCAGGGGUCGAGCAAUGGGAGCUCACCCCGUCGCGGGGAUUCGAACUGCCAACCUUCUGAUCGGCAAGUCCUAGGCUCUGUGGUUUAACCCACAGCGCCACCUGCGCCAUGACAGUACAUUGGGCCAAAUAGGCUGCAGCUCUUCACUGCAGUGGUCUUCCUACAAUAUCCUCUAGAAAUAAAAGCUUGCGGCUAAGACUGGUAUCUUAUGAAAGGAUGCUUCCAAAUAUGCGUUAAUACAAUAAAACAAUUAAAUGUCUUCCCAAUCCUGCUUCAGAUUCCUGAUGUCAAAUAUGCAAACGAUGGGCAGUUUUUCCAUCUGAUUUGCUACUAAUAAGCAGCCACUAUAUGGAGGCACAACCCAUACCUCAGGCUACUUCACUAUGGGUUGUAUCAAAUGCUGCCCAUCAGAUACAAACCAUAGUUCUCCUGGCGCAAUGAGGCUUCCUUUUCUCUCUCCCCCCACCAAAAAAUCUGCUGUGAUUUUGAGGAUGAUGGGGGGGUAGGCUAGAGGUGAAGGAGGAGGAAAAAUAUCUGCUACAUGCUACAAGUCUUCUUUACUGGAACUGCAGUGUUGGAUAUGGUCCUGUGCCUUUUGUGUAUACAUGCGAAAUUUUGCACCUCAUCCACAAAGCUUUUUGAAUGGAUUGUCUCUUUCUCUUUCUUCCAGACCCCUAAGUCUUCUUUACUGAAGCCUUUUACAUGCUAAACUUGCACAAUCACACCCACACCCUCAGCCCCUUAGCAGUGGUGUCCAAACUUUUUCCAAAGAGGGCCAGAUUUGAUGAAGUGAAGGGCUGUGAGGGCCGACCAAAGUUGAUGAUUGAAGUUAUUGACCUUUUUUUAGGAUUUUACCCCAAAAUUGUUGAGCUGUUUGGGGGAUUGAAAUUGUUAAGCUUUUUUGGGGGAUUGAAGUUGUUGAGGUUUUUUUAGGAUUUUACCCCAGGGAAUAAACUGCCAAAGGCCCCCAAAAUGGACCUUGGACAUGCCUGCCUUAGAAAUUUAUUUGGUUUUUGAGGGGGUGCAUGUCAAUUUUUCUAUUUCGGCUUAGUAGAAGCUGAACCUAGAUACUUUAUGAUCCUGAAGUCUAUGUUACUUGACAAUACUGUCUCUAUGCCCCCCUCCCCAAUUUUGUUAUGAUAAAUCAUAGAAAUGCAGCCUUUUUAAAAGAGACUGUUAUUACAAGAGGUAGGGGACGCGGGUGGCGCUGUGGGUUAAACCACAGAGCCUAGGACUCAGAAGGACGGUGGUUCGAAUCCUUGCGACGGGGUGAGCUCCCGUUGUUUGGUCCCAGCUCCUGCCAACCUAGCAGUUCAAAAGCAUGUCAAAGUGCAAGUAGAUAAAUAGGUACCGCUCCAGCGGGAAGGUAACCGGCGUUUCUGUGCACUGCUCUGGUUUGCCAGAAGCGGCUUAGUCAUGCUGGCCACAUGACCCAGAAGCUGUACGCCAGCUCCCUCGGCCAAAAAAGUGAGAUGAACACAGCAACCCCAGAGUCGGCCACGACUGGACCUAAUGGUCAGGGGUCCCUUUACCUUUACCUUUAGAGGAAAUUUUUACACAGAGGAAGUGGGUGCUGGUGGGGGUGAGUGUUUCUGGGGACUGUUAACUCUGCAGACAGGAAGACAAGUUCUUGUGAGUUCUAGUAGACUCUUUCAAACGACCCAUGUUUUGUUCUGAAUGCCUCCAAUUAAACAAACCAACUAAAACCACCUCUCACUUAGACAGCCUGCUGUUUCCAUGCAAAAACACACUGCAGUGGCUCUGGGGCUGCACCAAUAGCCCAUUUCGUACUACAGUAUAUUACCCUGAGGCUGUUGCUCAUUCUUUUGCAGAACUAAUGAUUCUCAAUGACACCUCUAAAGAUACUUUAUUGCCAUGCAAAUGGGAGCAGGAGCUUUCCAUCAGCCCACCUCUGCAGCAAGAGAAAGGAACUUGCAUGUGGAAUGCCAGCAACCAAGAAAGUUACUUUAAAAAGCAUUAAGAACUUGGGUUGGGGAAAAAGUAGCUUUCUAAAAAUGAGGAGCCCAUAAUGAGGAAUUUUUGAUAAUUCUGGAGUUCUCAAAUCCAGCAAGAUUGUUUUAAAGCCCAUCAAAAACAAUGCCUAUCAGAAACAAUGCAUUUAAACAUGCUUAACUGCAGGAUUACAAAUAAUUAUGCAAAAGCUACUAAUCCAUAUUGUUUUAAAAAGUCAAUCUGCCUAAAUUUGUAUUAAAUUUUGUAUUGUAUCAACAGGUUGGGAGGAGGUGCAGCUUACAACACACACAUGACAAACUUGUAACUUCCCACCCCAGCACACACAGAGUUUACAAAAACCCAUUUGUUUUGUUGUAUGGACGCAGUUUUUAUUUCCUGAGGGGGAGCUAUUAUUUAAAUAUUAUUAAAUAAAUAAAUAAAUAUUAUUUAAAUAAUUUAUUAUUUAAAUAUGGUUUAUAGUUGCCAUAUAGUGAGAUACUCAUAAAUGAGUUAGAACUUUGACCUCAAAUAAUUUCCAUUUAAACUGCAUGAAUUGGGAAUAGAAAAUAGCUUUUUGAUAAUUUCCUGAAAGUGUGAUUCCUAAAAGGGAUGAAUAUGGGCUAUGCAUAUAAAAAGAGGUUAUUAGCAACGUCACUUUUAGAGGAAACACCACAUUCUGAGCAUCAGAGAAGACAGCCAGUCUAGAUUGUAGAAGGCAACUUAAUACCUCUGAAAGCUGGAUUGCUCUGAGGUGAUUGAUAUGGUUGAGGAGCAGCAAAACACCCAGAGACCUUGUUCAGAGCUCACAUUUGCCUUAGUUUGGGUUUGUCUGAACCCAUAGUUUGCUACACUGUACCAAAAAGAAGACAGGUAUGUUCUGGUUUGCACGCCACAUUAACUGUAGUUUAAAGCUAAGCUGGGUUUGGGGCUUGCUUCUCUCCAAGCAAACCUCUAGUAAGCCCUGAGUUUUGGAUGACAUGACAAGCCAGACACUGGCUUAUUUUGUCUGUGGUGCAGCAGGAGCUAGGGAGAUGUCCUGUAGGAAUUUUUGAGCAGCCUGCACAAGCACACAGCUCAUUCACAUUAAGCUAUAGUUGGUUUUUAAACUGUACGUGCCACAAAAACUAAGCCAGAGCCAAAUAAAAUCUUGUCUACUCGUUUAGUUCAAUCUAUGCAAUCAAUCCGCUAUCUGUGCCUACAGAAACAGAAGAGGACAUCUGUGUGUGAGAGAUAAGAACAGUCACUAUUCAAUUGGUGAUUAAGUCAGCAUUUCCAGAAUUUAGUGGAUUCAGAAUUGGAGAAUAGUGACUAGUUGCUUGUUGUGUUCCUUUGAUUUUAGGUAAUUGUAUUGAUAAGUAGAUUGUUAUUUGGGGAUUGCGGUUUCUUUUAACUUUUUAGAAAGCAGUUUUUGACAGCGAAGAUCAAGAAGGCAAUGCACAAUGCUUUCAUGCUAUUUGCAUUGAGGACAUUGCGAUCAUAUUUAGAUUACCGUAUUUUUUGCACCAUAACACUCACUUUUUUCCUCCUAGAAAGUGGGAAAUGUCUGUGCGUGUUAUGGAGGAAAUGCCUACGGGUGGCAUGCCUAUGGAUUUUCCUCCUCUAAAAACUAUGUGCGUGUUAUGGUCGGGGGCGUGCUAUAGAGCGAAAAAUACGGUAUAUGCUUAACAGUUCCUGGAAAAGGAGUAUCAUUAUGCAGGAGAAAUACAUAUGCUGCUUAGAGAGGUUUGAGCCACAUUGUGGAUUUUUGCAUCCUUGUUUUGUAACCUGCUGGUGUUGUGGAUAGUAAAUUUCUGCAUGCCUCCUGCUUGUGCAGGUUAGAUGUGUACAUAGGGAGCCAUUAGACAGUGCUUGGUGUUAAAAGAUUGCAAUAGAGUAUAUUAGUACCAAGUGAUUUUGAAGAUCAUUUAAUCGCCAUAGCUAUUCAAAGGUAGUAAACCAGUGCCUCCUGGAAGUUAAAAGCAUAUGGGAAUUACUUAUAGCAGACAGCCCCGUUGCAUUUGGGAAACUAUGUGAUCCGUACUGUGAAUUGCCUCUAAAAUGUGGUCAAUGGUAACCCCAUUUAUGUUACAUAGUGGUCAAACUUGAUCAUCAUCAUCAUCAUCAUCAUAAUUUAUUAUUUAUACCCCGCCCAUCUGGCUGGGCUUCCCCAGCCACUCUGGGUGGCUUCCAAAAAAAUAUUAAAAUACUGUAAUACAUCAAACAUUAAAAGCUUCCCUAAACAGGGCUGCCUUCAGAUGUCUUCUAAAAGUCUGGUAGUUGUUGUUCUCUUUGACAUCUGGUGGGAGGGCGUUCCACAGGGUGGGUGCCACUACCGAGAAGGCCCUCUGCCUGGUUCCUUGUAGCUUGGCUUCUCGCAGUGAGGGAACCGCCAGAAGGCCCUUGGUGCUGGACCUCAGUGCCCGGGAAGAACAAUGGGGGUGGAGACGCUCCUUCAGAUAUAUUGGACCGAGGCCGUUUAGGGCUUUAAAGGUCAGCACCAACACUGAAUUGUGCUCGGAAACGUACUGGGAGCCAAUGUAGGUCUUUCAAGACCGGUGUUAUAUGGUCUCGGCGGCCACUCCCAGUCACCAGUCUAGCUGCCACAUUCUGGAUUAGUUUUAGUUUCUGGGUCACCUUCAAAGGUAGCCCCACGUAGAGCACAUUGCAGUAGUCCAAGUGGGAGAUAACCAGAGCAUGCACCACUCUGGCGAGGCAGUCCGCAGGCAGAUAGGGUCUCAGCCUACGUACCAGAUGGAGCUGGUAAACAGCUGCCCUGGACACAGAUUUGACCUGUGCCUCCAUGGACAGCUGUGAGUCCAAAAUGACUCCCAGGCUGCGCACCUGGUCCUUCAGGGGCACAGUUACCCCAUUCAGGACCAGGGAAUCCUCCACACCUGCCCACCUCCUCUCCCCCAAAAACAGUACUUCUGUCUUGUCAGGAUUCAAGCUCAAUCUGUUAGCCGCCAUCCAUCCUCCAACCGCAUCUGUUAUUGUUUGUUCAGCAUCUGUUAUUGAUCAGCGUCUGUUAUUGUUUGUUCCCUCCAGUGCCCUGUCAAUACUACCAAUAAUAGAAGAAUCCAUGUAAUAACUUGAAAGGUAAAUCAGGACAGUUCAAGGUAGAGUUUUAAAGAAUUUACAUUGCUUGUGUUAUGUAAUGUAAAAAUUGGGGUUUGCCUUUUGCUGCCCAACUCCCCACUAAGUCCAUGUUCAGUCAGAGAAGAAUGGAUGGAGGCAGGAUCCAGUGGAAAGCAAAACAGAUAUUUAUUUUUCUGUUUCAACAGAGUUCCCUCCCCUCUUUCCAAGGAGGGAGAGACCCUGAACAAAAGUGCGCAGGAACCUUUAAAGACUUUUGACAUUGCCCAACCCCCUUAGCCAAAGACCACCCCAAAAUCAUCAUACAUACAUCAUAGUCUACAGCAGAAAUCCUGUCUACCUGAUAAUGAGUGUUCUCUGAUUGCGUUACCUGGGCAGCCUGGCCAGUCUCUUGUGAUGGUUAAUAGUUUAGUUCCUGAAUCUAAGCCACAGGUUCACCCUGUUCAUACACAAAUACGCCCUUAAGACAGCAUUAGUAAGUGAAAAGACAAUGGGAAGGCUUUCCCCAUUUGCCUCCCAGUGAGCACUCAGGGCUGAUUUCCUUAAGAAUGGAUAGGUUUGAUCUUCUUGCAGUCCAUGGGACUCUCAAGAGUCUCCUCCAGCUUUUGAAUUACGGUGCUGGAGGAGACUCUUGAGAGUCCCAUGGACUGCAAGAAGAUCAAACCUAUCCAUUCUUAAGGAAAUCAGCCCUAAGUGCUCACUGGAAGGACAGAUCCUGAAGCUGAGGCUCCAAUACUUUGGCCACCUCAUGAGAAGAGAAGACUCCUGGAAAAGACCCUGAUGUUGGGAAAGAUGGAGGGCACAAGGAGAAGGGGACAACAGAGAUGGUUGGACACUGUUCUCGAAGCUACCAACGUGAGUUUUACCAAACUGCGGGAGGCAGUGUAAGACAGGAGUGCCUGGUGUGCUCUGGUCCAUGGGGUCAUGAAGAGUUGGACACAACUAAAUGACUAAACAACAACAACAACACUGCAGAGGAAUAUUUGAGGUCACUGGGAGAGUCAAAAUGGCUUCAGGAUUUCUCUCCUGUACUAUUUUAGACACAUGGUUUAUAUAUUUAGAUAUGUGAGCAUUUAUGAAUAUGUAUUCUAUAUUUGAGACCUUAGAAUUCUUAUAACAAAUGCCACUUGCAAACUACAGUGGUACCUUGGGUUAAGUACUUAAUCCGUUCUGGAGGUCCGUUCUUAACGUGAAACUGUUCUUAACCUGAAGCACCACUUUAGCUAAUGGGGCCUCCUGCUGCUGCCACGCUGCCGGAGCACGAUUUCUGUUCUCAUCCUGAAGCAAAGUUCUUAACCUGAAGCACUAUUUCUGGGUUAGCGGAGUCUGUAACCUGAAGCGUAUGUAACCCGAGGUACCACUGUAUAAUCAAUGAGUGCCAGACUCUGACAUACAAUGGAAAAUGCUUGUUGGCUCUCUUUUGCAAACCAUAAGACCAUGUUCAUUGACCAUUUUGAAGGUUUUCCCCUUGAAAUCUUUCAUAGAUUCAUAGCAGCUUGUAAAACCCGGGCUGUAUUCUGCAUAAGCUCUUUGCCUAUUACACAGCAGUUAAGCAUCUCAUUUUUGUCUCUGUCACCAGGGUGUCUCUUUGAUGCAUGUGUUCCGCACACGACACAUACUGAGUUUCCGCUUUCGCUGCUCCCCCCCUCCCCCCGCUACUGCUUUUAGUGUUUUGGCUGUGUUUACCCGUUUAAAAAAUAAGAAUGAAAAAUGCAUUGACACUGUUGCUUAACACAGCACUAUUGAUUUAUUAGCAGCAGGUUUUCCUUUCUGCAGAAAAGGUGCUUGUUGAGUUCCUGCAUCCCUGCGCCUCAAUACCAAAAAUAUAUAUAUGCGGGAGUACCAGCAAAGAUUGUGUGCCAGUCUUUUAUAAUCUGGCUAAAGGGAAUUUACAGAGUCAUUCCCUGCCCCCAUAAAAAAGAUAAAAGUGUACAAUAUAGGGUAGAAUAACCCAUUUAUUGGUUUGAACUCUACUCUCAAGUAGGAAAGAAAGGAGAGGGUUGCUGGACUCUCUAACACACCCACACUGAACCUCUGUUAUAAGUUGUCAGUCACACGACUGCAAAUUUAUGUUGCGAUUUUAUAUUGAGUUCCUUAGGAAAAGAGGCUUCUGGCUUUAAAGUGUGUGUAAGCAGUAGGUUUAGGGAUGCGGGUGGCGCUGUGGGUUAAACCACGGAGCCUAGAACUUGCCUAUCAGAAGGUUGGUGGUUCGAAUCCCCGCAAUGGGGUGAGCUCCCAUUGCUCCGUCCCUGCUCCUGCCAACCUAGCAGUUCGAAAGCACGUUAAAGUGCAAGUAGAUAAAUAGGUACCGCUCCGGCGGGAAGGUAAACAGCGUUUCCGUGCGCUGCUCUGGUUCGCCAGAGCGGCUUAGUCAUGCUGGCCACAUGACCCGGAAGCUGUACGCCGGCUCCCUCGGCCAAUAAAGUGAGAUGAGCACCGCAACCCCAGAGUCGGCCACGACUGGACCUAAUGGUCAGGGGUCCCUUUACCUUUACCUAAGCAGUAGGUUUAUCUGCAGCAAAAACAGUACAUGGGACUGCCAAACUUGUCGUCUGUCCUCUUGUAGCUUUUCUUUAUCUUUUUAAGGAAGAGAUGCCAAACCGGGGAGCUCAGGGAGCCUUCUAUUAUUAUUAUUAUUUGUCUCCAGUCAACACCAAUUGACUUCAUGAACUGACCCUCACUCAGUUAUGCCUCUCCCACUCUGGAUUCUGCUCUGAGAGGCGAGGCUCUUGGGAUCUGAGCUGUAUCUACGGGGCUGCAAAUGACAAAAGCUUUCGCAUCACCCGACUCCCGACUCCUCAAUAAACGACAAAGCGGUGGAGGCAGCCGCGCAGCAGCAAACACCUUAUUGGAAGCAGAGCCCUGCUUUUCAGCAUUGCAGUCUGUGAUUCCAUUACAGUUUGAUGGGCUGGAUGCAGUUAUGCAUCAAACCGUGGGCAGAGGAGGCUUGUUUGGUUUAAUACGAACGGAGAGACUUUGUAGCUGCAAAAAGGAGAGCAGACUGACUACUCCUUCGAGCCUUGUGUAUAUUAUCUCCCUAUUUCUACUGAAAUAGCUGUUGGCCUACACAAGGAUUCUUAGCUGCCCCCCCCGCCCCAUUGGACUAUAACCAACAGACGUAAUAAUUCCACGCCUUAUGUGUCUCAUAGGGACACGGGUGGUGCUGUGGGUUAAACCACAAAGCUUAGGACUUGCUGAUCAGAAGGUCAGCGGUUUGAAUCCCCGUGAUGGGGUGAGCUCCUGUUGCUCCAUCCCAGCUCCUGCUAACCUAGCAGUUCAAAAGCACGUCAAAGUGCAAGUAGAUAAAUAGGUACCGCUCCGGCGGGAAGGUAAACGGCGUUUCCGUGUGCUGCUCUGGCUCGCCAGAAGCGGCUUAGUCAUGCUGGCCACAUGACCCGGAAGCUGUACGCCGGCUCCCUCGGCCAAUAAAGCGAGAUGAGCACCGCAACCCCAGAGUCUGCUACGACUGGACCUAAUGGUCAGGGGUCCCUUUACCUUUUAUGUGUCUCAUAUGUGUCAUUGAGCACAUUAGAGCUCUCUAACCCGUACUUGCUUGCUGCCUUUGGGAAUGACUUGUCUGUUGCCUAGUCCUUCCAAGCGUGGCACAGUGGGUUGGUGCAUCUGGCUGUUAACCAAAAGGUUGGUGGUUCGAGCCCACCCAGGGAUGACUGUGAGCAGGAUUCCUGUAUUUCAGGGGGCUGGACUAGAUGAUCCUUGGGGUCUCUUCGAACUCUACAAUUCCAUGAUUCUAUGACUCUGUGGAAUAGUGGACCCUGGUCCUAACCCUGAUCUAUGUAGGCUACUGCCUUCACUUCCUGCUCUUUGAAAUUUGGGAGCAGCUGGCUUUCCUGAACUUAUUUCAGAGUGCAAGAGAGAUUGAUAAGCCUGUUAAGUCUCCCCAGCAACUGUACGUUAAAUGCAAAGAUGAUUUAUAUUUAUCAAAUAAAACUCACUGGGAAAUGGAGAUGCAGUUUGCUUUUGAUCUGAUAUCAAAUGGGCAAGGAGAAGAAAUGCCAUUGGAUGGAGCUAUUUAUUAAUAUUUAUUUAUUCAAAAUAAUAAAGAAGGCAUUUGAAAAACACCUUCGGGACUGCUAGAAGGAUUGAUUAUUGCAAAUUUACUGCAUUUCAAACAGAAACCUCUUUAGAAGUGCUUUUAAGCCACAUCCGCUUCUCUCAUUUCCUAUGUAGAUCCCGUUGCCCCAAAAUCCAGUGUUCAAAUCUGGUUCUGUGUUUGAUAACACAAGCUGGAGGGUUGGUUGGGGGAAAUAGCUUGCAAAUGGGCCUUAAAUCUGGAAAGGACCCAUUCUUUUUUAAAAAUAUAUUUUUUAAAUUAACUUUUAUUUUGGAAAUUCUUUUAAACAACCCUCAAAACAUAUAUCUCAUAUUCCUUGACUUCCCAUCCACCCUUCCAGGGUGUUCUUUUCUUAGCUUAUAAAGCCGCUAUACUACUUAUAUGUUACCCAUUAUGUACAUUAAUUCUAAAUGAUUGAACUACCAAUUCUCAUUGGCUGCUCAAAUCCUGCAUACGUUUUAACAUAACCACGAUAUCCCCACCCCCCAAUAUUCCACAAAAUAGUUCCAUCCUUCAAUGGACGUUUUCUUCAUCCUGUUCUUUGAUUCUCACAGGUAAUCUAGCCAUCUACGCAUAUUCCAUCAUCUUCAUAAUCCGAUCUGGAAACGACUCAUUCUAAACUAUAUGGGUAGCGAUGUACUAGCCUUGAGAACGGUGGUUUCCUUGUUGCUGACAUAUGAAGAGCUAUAGAAUUAAGUAAUUGGUUUUUCUACAGAAAUGAACAGCCGCAUUGGAAUGUGAUGUGUACAGUUUGAAUGGCAAAAGAAACAAACCCUGAAGCUCAUUUGUACCAGACAAGCCCCUUCUUCUCCUGGUUCCCAGCCCAAUUCUAGUUCUGAUCUUUAUUUCCUGAUUUUGAUCCUAGACUUAAAUAAAAUAGACUGUUCCUGGUGUUACAGGAAUUUUUAUAAUGAUUGGGGAGGGGGUUGCCGUUUGUUCACACACACAAUGUCUCCUCAAAGCACCACAUAACACACGAUGGAAAUGGCUACCAAGGGGAAAGCUUGGGACAUGAGUGAGGGCCGCCAUAAUCCCUAAAGCAUGAGCUCAGGUACUCAGCAGUCCCUCUGCCUGAGUGAUAAUCUCUGGCAAUCCUGAGUGCCAGACAGGUAGCCAUUCCAGAAACAAUAGCAAACCCAGAUCAAGACAAAAGGAUGUGAUUAACUUGGCUGGGAAACAGGGACAUGUAAAUAUUUCAUUUGUAUCACUUGAGGGGUGUAUGGUGGAGGUCAAGGGAAGGUUGGAGGGCAAGCCCUGAUGCUCAGGUUUCUGUCACCAGACCCUCCCAGCAUGUGAUGUGUUUGUGAUAUAUGGGGUGUUGUGGGUAUCUUUGCGGGCACACGUGCUAAACCCUGUCUGUGGUGCCUACCCCUUCCCCGCCAAAGAAUGAGACAAGAGACCAGAGUAUGGGUUCAAAUUGGCCACAACUUUAUUGAGCUUCAGAAGUGGGAAACUUGGCACAGGCCUUGGCAGGUAACCCUCUCAGCCCGUCUGGCUGAGGAUAUGCAGGCUGAUGAGGUCCAGUGAGAGGGGACUGCAAAGCACAAACUUACAUAGCAUGCCCUUCCACUAACCUCAGCCCGGGAGUUCGACCUACAUGCCGCUGCUCUAGGGCCAGGGACUCCCGAUUUUUUGUCCUUUAACAGGCCCUGCAAGCGCCCCCGCAUGGGGAGGGAGCAUGAAUGCACCCCCCCCAGCUUGAUGAUAGACUAAAGGAUACCUUGCCAUGGCCUAAAACCGCCAAAUUUGUGACGAAAUGCUACGGGGAAGGCGAAACCUGCCAAUGCAGGGAAAAUUCCUUCUGGUUCUGAAUACAGCAACCAUCUUACGGCCGCAGCAGUGCCUGCUGACCUGGAAUGCAAAACAUUAAUCUAUAAGGAAAAGGUAUCAUUAACUUGAUGACCGCUGACCUAGGAUGAAAUUAUUUGGAUGCAAGGAAUUAUUAAUUUGAGGGAGGGUGGGUGAUCCUGGAAGGAAGGAAAACCAAGUGGGGCUUGGACAAAGGGGUCAGCCUCUUUUCUUUGACCUUAGCCCCACCCCCGGCCGGCUGUCCAUUGUUCUCCCUGGCUGAGGGUGGGUCAAAGGCCAACCCAAGCAGGUGGGAGGCACCUGUCCAGGUGAGCCCCCGCUCGGUGCCGCAAACCCUGCCCACCUGUAGGGAAGGGAGGGCGGAAAUUGUAAAACUGAUAAAAGUGGGAGCCAUCCUUUGUUCUGGGCUUCUUCCUGCUUCUCCCAUGUGUUAGGUGGAAGUCCUGUUGGAAUAAAGACCAGGCCUACUGGCUGCUGCUUUGCUCCUAUAUUCCUGGCUGGUGCCUUUGUUUGGUAAUCCAAGUGAGCCCAAGGAUUUUCCUGUAACACUGGAAUAUAGUACAGUUGCAAGAUUAUACAACCAAGCUGUUCCCCAACAAACUGCUCCUUGCACUUAACUUCUCAAAUGUAGCUUUUCACUCUUCUAAGGUCCUUAUUUUCCCUCCUCUUCCAGCUAACUGCUCUAUCAAUACCCUGCUCAUGUUCUCUCUGCUUUCUCCAUCUGCUAGUCUUGUCGGGCUCCUGGAGGAGACUCCCUGGAUUUGACCUUUCCUGGCUUGCUUGAUCCUCUGUUCCCAGUAUUGAUGCAAUUUGGGUCCCUGGCUUGAUGCAUCUCUCUCCAGUCUUGACCUCUUGGCAAGUUCUUUUGACACUGCCUUGGAUUUCACCAGCUAUCAGUAUUAAUGUUGCUCACUUAUGUCCUGAACUUUUUAUUCUGCAAAGCGCUGGCCAUUCCUUGGGCACUUCAAAGACCUGUUUAGUAUAAAUAACUGGAGUUUUUAGGUCUUGAAUGGUCUUCUGUAACAAAACGUGUCACAACCCUGUCUGAAUGAGCAUGCCUAUAGGGAAGUCCAGGUGCACAUGUUCAUCCUUUAGCAAUUCUCAAUGGUUGCUGGGAGCGGGAUUUCUGUUUUGUGUGUGGAGGUCCCCAAGCCACCCCUCAAAUAAUUCACAAAUCACACGUAAUUUUAGUUUAAGGUUUUGGCACUAUUUUGGCCACAACUUUUAUUAAAAUACAAAAUCUGUGAGUGGUUGCUUAGACAUUGGUUAUGAUUAUCUGUCCCCCCGCCUGGGACAGAACUGACUUUCCAACUCCAUCGGAAGCCAGUGAAGGGUAAACAAUGUUGGGGAUCAGUUGAGCUGAGCGACAGUCCCUCACCGCUCACCCAACCAGCUCCCCAAGGCUUGCCGGCCCUGGUCCCAUUUCAGGGAUUGGAUGAAAUCGUGGCAAGCCCCAGGAUUCCUUUAACGGAAUUCCCUUCCAGCACCAUUGGAGGGGCAGGCACAGCCUAUCCUGACCCCUCCACCACCAAUUUUUAUAACCAAUGCCUAACCGCAACCUUACAAGUUGUGAUGAAUUGCUAAGUAGUAGGCAAAAACCAAAUGGCACCAGCCAAUCAGCCAAAUGGACAAAAUUCCUACUAAGUCCCUGCCCCAACGGCAGACGACCCCAUGACAGGCAUAUCAAGGUCAACCGGAACACAGGGCGGGCGGGUGAUCCGAUGCACUCUGCGAAAGAGAAAGCAAAAGCCAGUGUGCCCCAAUAUUUAAAGCCUAUGGUCCCACCCACCCAAUUUGCUACAUGCAAUUUGCCCCAGUAACCCGGUCAGCCAAUCGUUGUGCCAGGCAAUAACCAUUAACCUGUCAGGCAACAGAGGGCUGGCCCGGCGGCCCCCACCGCAACCUGUGCUCUCAUUUUAGGGAGAACACGCUUUGUCAUAAUCAACUAGGCCUCAGUUCUCAACUGCUUUACCUCUCUGUGAAAUAUAGUAUGCUGCAGCUUUCCCUUAGUUUUUGCAUCAUUGCUUUUUCCUCAUGGCAGUGUGCUGAAUACUUAUGCUUACAGUGCAGUUCAUUAACUAUUGUCAAGCAAAGUAACAUCAAUGAAGUUUAAAAAGCAGAGUGAUAUUGAUUCUGUAUGGCUCAAGUAAGUGUGAGGUUUACCCAGCAUGCACAAUAAAUUCACUCCUGCCAAUUCUGAUGUACAGCAAACAUAGCUAAAAAGUGGGUGACUCAAAAGUGUGUUUAAUAAUAAUAAUAAUAAUAGGAAUAGGGGAAAAGCAGGGAGGUUAUUUCGCUGUCAGCAUGCUACUCUUAGGUGAAUAUUUAGUGAACUGCAUGAUGAGAUGAAUGAGAAAACCAGACUUCUCCUCGCUCCUGCUUGUAUGGAUAAAAAAUGUUGAUUGUCGCCAGCUUAAUCAAGCAGUUUCCUUCAACAUAAAAGCUUGAGUCUUGCUGCUAAGUUCUCUUCAACUCCUGGACACACCAAAUCGCUUCCUCAGGAAAUCAUGUUUGCAUAUGAUAGAGCAAGUUCACCAAACCUUGCUCGCAGACAGGAAAACUGAGCAGAGUGGCAAACAAUUAAAACUCAUCUUAAAAAGCAUUAUUUCCUUAGGUGAGCGUAUAUAAUGGCACUAUUUUUUUGAGGAGGGGAAAAAAACAUUUUACAUAUGGUAGUGCCUUAGUAUUUUCUCCAUUAUUGUGUUCCAGCUGGAGAUUUGGAUUUGUUUUCUAAAUCACUUUGGCCUCAAGAAUUGUGCUGUUCUCUCCUAUAACAGGUUGGCCACUUCAAGAAAAUUCCAGCUCAGUUAUCCAGUGAUUUGUACUGGUGAGAAAUGUGCUUGUAAAGUGGCUUAUUUUAAAUGAGUUUUCUUUUUCAACCAUCUCUUUUAGGGCUGGUAUUUAUGGAGAGAAUACCAAAAGUGGAUGUCAGAUUAGAAGGAACACAGUGGGCUUUUCUCUGUUCUGUUCGUAAAGCUAUUGACCAAGUGAAGGAAAGAACUAUACGGAGAACAAAAUGUACCCUCCCAUUAUUUAUUUUUUAAAGUAAUGUUCUAAAAGGUAUAAAAUCACAUUUAAACAAAAAAGAGGAGGGCAACGAUAUAAAAAUUCAGUUCAAAAUAUUAGCAAAGCAGAUGAGGAAAAAACUAACCUUUGCACCAUUGUUGAUGUAACAACAACAACAACAACAAACAACAACAACCACCAUUCAUUCAUUCAUUCAUUCAUUCAUACCCUGCCCAUCUGGUUGGGUUUCCCCAGCCCCUCUGGGUAGCUCCCAACAGAAUUAAUGAUGAUGAUGAUGAUAAUAAUAAUUAAUAAUAAUGAUAAAACAUCAUACAUUAAAAACUUCCCUAAACAGGGCUGCCUUCAGAUGUCUUCUAAAAGUCAGAUAGUUGUUUAUUUCCUUGACAUCUGAUGGGAGGGUGUUCCACAGGGCUGGCGCCACUAUCGAGAAGGCCCCUCUGUCUCUUAAAAGCUUGGGCAAAUAAACCUGUUUCUACCUGGUGCCAGAAUUAACAUAAAAUUUCACAUUAGAUGACCCUCUGUCAUGGGAGGGCAUUCCAAAGAUGUGGUUAUGACUCUAGUUACCACCCAUCUCUCUUCAGAUGGUGGGGGAUUCAGAUGAUGCAAGCAGUGUUUGGCAAGCAAAUGAUUCAGUUCAGCGCUGCCAGAGCAUUCAGUAGGGCUGAGAAAACUAUAUCCCUACAGAUAUUGCUCAGAUGCAACCCUGAUCCCCCCAACCAUUGGCACUGCCGGUCGAGACUGAUGGGAGUUGGAUCCAAACAACAACCCCCCCCUCAAAUGUCUAAAAUAAGCCUCCUUUCUUGUUGUUGUUUCGUGUGUUGAUUGCCAUUCCUUCUACACAGGGGAAUAAAUUAUUUCGUGUUUGUAUACCGCUGAGAUACUGUUAGCAGUUGGAGCCACAGGAAAAUCUAAACAAGGGCAGUCAUUUUCUUUGCAAAGAGUACUUGAAGAAAGCAAACAGUUAACCUCUCAGAGUUGAAAGCAGCAGCAAAGCUUUUGUCGGUUUCAAAAUAAAUGAAACCCAAGCUCCAGCUCCAAACUCAUUUGUGGAAGUGUUGGCAACAUUUUAAUUUACAGCAUUUUCCUCCUGCUGUUAAUUUGAAAAGUUCCAAACAGACGCAUCCUGUUUAUAUUUUAGUGCGGGUGAUUCUGGCAAUUAAUUUCUCUGUUGAGAACGCAUGGCACCUUCCCUCCUCGAUGUUUCUCCCCCUCCCCUCGCUACCACUGCCUUAGGGCAACAGACGCUGUCAUAAAUCAUACAUAGUCUGUAAUGGUUCCUAAGGAUGCUUAAUGCGUUUGGGGAGUUUGCGUAAUGAAACUUCCUUGGUAUAGGUGAAGCAUCCUAAUAGGUUGCCUAGCUUGAAAGCUUGAUAUUAACCUUGUAGAAUGAUGAUAUCUACGAAUGCAUAGGCUUGUUCGCGGUUUGCAACUUCAGAACUCGUCGUGAUUAUGUUAGCAACCAAUGUUAUGUACGGAAAAGACAUAGCGUGGUGGGUAGCCUUCGAAGCUCAGGGAUAAUAUAAGCUUUUGAGCUUUUUCUCUCCCCCCCCCCCAAAAAAAAAGAGAGAGAGAGAAAGUUUAAUUCUUAGUUUAAGCACUUCACUAUCUAGGCUGGUAUUGGUAUAUUGGUUCUGGAACUAAAAGUAUUGGAAUUGAUGGGGAGAAAAAUUCAGCGGAGAAGGGUCAGAUCACAGAUUAUUAGGAUCAAUGUGCAUGACUGACCAUUCUGCUGAUAGAAAUGGAGCAGCCAAGUUUUCUUUUAAGGUGAUUUCUCCAGGGCUAUCCAGUGAUUCUGAGUCGGGCGUGAUUUUACUUGUACUGUGAAUAUAUUACUCAUCUCAGCUGUAAGGCUCACAGUCGGCAUCGUGUAUGUGUGUUGUGCUGGUGUUAUUAAAGGGAAAUCUAUCCAGUUCAAUUGGAUAUAAUCUAAUUAAUGGCAAAAGCCCACUGGAUGGUUUCAUGUCCCAAGAGAAAAGGUCUCUUCAGUUGCAGGCUGGCCCUCAGAAAGGCCUGAACAUAGCUGUCAACUUACAGAUUUGAAAAUAAGGGACCGGCUGCCUCGAAAAUAAGGGACCAGCAGCCAAAAUAAGGGAUUUUCCAGGCACAGGUAUGUUCAACUUCUGAGCCCCCCGAGCCAAAGGCAGAAAGCCCAGCCAGCAGCCAAAUGAAGCCUCAUCAAUAAGGGACAGCAGUGGGACAUGACACUGGGAUAAGGGACUGUCCCGCCAAAUAAGGGACGCUUGACAGCUAUGGGCCUGAACCGUCUUGACUUGGUGUUCUGAUAGAAAAAUUAGAAGGGCACUGAUUGGUCAGACCAAGGACCCGUUUAGUCUAGCAUCCUGCAUCCUCCUGCAGCAGAGGUGCUCUCUGGCUUUUGCUAAGAACAGGCCCAGUUUGUUAUGAAAACUGCUUACUUUAGGAUAACGCAGUUGAGGCCUGGAGCCUCUAUAGUAAGUACAGCUAGCCAUUUCAGCAACAGCACUUGCCACCCUAGUUCUCUCCACAAUGCUCCUGGGAAGUAGGCAGGCUCUCUUCCAAAUAUCAGCACUCCACAGAACUGUUUUGAACGCAGCUUGCCAUAUCCGUGGCGGCCAGCCAUGCAAUUCUAGGAAGCCCACAAGCGGGACGUCCUCCAGAGGGCCUGGUUUUAAACAAAGAGCCCCUUCAGAUGGUAAAACUGUUCCACUUGCCAGGUGUGGGGAGGUCACAUCUGUGGAUGCCAAGAAACCUCCUCUCUCUUUUUCUAUGCAUAAAGAGUUUUGUUUGUGGGAACUUUCUGAUAUCCACUCGCCCAGAAGCCCUGUGAAGUUGUAAAUCCAUAAAAAAUCCAUUUUUUUGUGCAUAUUAGACCUCAGUCGGGGAUAAUCAUGGUGUACCUGGGACAAUUUAAAAAAUAAAUAAAUCUCUAAGCCAUGCUCAGAACUGGCAGACCGUGGUUAAUUGUUUGUGAACCAGGUUUCCCCUUAAUAUUGCACAAAAGCUUCCCUGCCUUCCUGACUCGAGAGGUGAUCUUUGCUUAACACAGGUGACCAAAUAAGUGGCUUCUUUGCCAGCUGGCCUGCAUGCCAAAGCUAAGUUUGAAUCAGGAUAUGCUGGAGGAUGCUUGUGCAGAUACCAGACCCCUGUUGUAAUGUUGUUCUCUCGUCAAGAAGCAUCUUGCUCUGCCUGAAGCUUAUGGAGAGGUGAAAAUGGCAGCCGGCCAUAGAACUUUUCAGUGAUGAACUUUAAAGUGUUAUUUACUGUUCAGUGUCUAAUCCUAUCACACACAGAGAGCGGAGGAGAAGCGUUUGUACUGGGACAGAGUAGUCUAUUCAACAUGUAUUCACCUUAUAAAACAGACUGAAUCAAAUUCUUCUCUCAGUCUUGUGUAUGGAAAGCAGAUUCUAUAGUGUGUUUCUUAGGGACGCAAAUGGCACUGUGGUCUAAACAAUGGAGCCUCUUGGGCUUUCUGAUUGUAAGGUCAGCUGUUCGAAUCCCCAUGACGGGGUGAGCUCCUGUUGCUUUGUCUCAGCUCCUGCCAACCUAGCGGUGUGAAAGCAUACCAGCAUGAGUAGAUAAAUAGGUACCACUGCAGUGGGAAGGUAAACAGCAUUUCCAUGCGCUCUGGCUUCCAUCACAGUGUCCCGUUGAGCCAGAAGCUGUUCAGUCAUGGUGGCCACAUGACCCAGAAAGCUGUCUGUGGACAAACGCCAGUUCCCUCGGCCUGAAAGCAGAGGUGAGCAUCGCACCUCAUAGUCAAAUUUGACUGGACUUAACUGUCCAGGGAUCCUUUCCUUUACUUACUCUUAGGUUCAAGAGGGGAAAAAACCGCUUUGAACCAAGUUCUAGCAUAUUCAUCCAUUAGCUUUGCUGUGCUGUGCUGCAGAAAGCGUAGUCUUAGCUGUUUUCUCUAUGUUCUGUUUUUUGUCAUCUUUAAAUAUUGGUGUCUCUGUUUUUCUCAGCUCUCAUUUAUUGGAGCCAUGUUAGCAAUGAGCAUGAGCAUCAAAGAGCAGGGAGGGAAAAUCUGUGUCAGGCAAGCGAUUUCCCCCUCUCCACUCCCUUCUGCUGCUAAUGCAUCUCUUUCUAUCGCUUGGUGUCUUCUGCCCAUGGUUUUUCAUACUCGGUUAGCUUUUAUUAACAUUAGUAGAUAUAGCUCAGCCCUGCAGAGCUUUCAGCUGCUAUCAGAUCUGCACUAGCCAAGGAUAUUAAUCAUGAUUCUGGUUGUCUCUGUCUUUUUGGUCUCACUUGAGUGUUGCUGCCUCCCAGCCCUCACCCCUCCCCUCUCACUGUCCUUUAAAGAGUCCUAAGGAUACCCCUGGCAGUCUUCUUUAGCUCUGGGUCUUCUCUGUCAGCAACAUUUUCUUGGCUGUCAUCAGAUAAUCCAGAGUACUAAUGAUAAAACAAUGUUUUUGACUGCUGCUGAAGUCAGCUGUGCCCUCAUAUGAGACCUGGCUGGCUUUCUAAAGUGUUGCGGAAACUUUGUGGUUGGAGAGAGAGGUAUAAUCGUCACCUCAUCUUUGGAGAAGCUCUUUGCCUUGUCACUCAGGUUUUUUGCUUGUUCCUUUGGCCUUUUUAUGUGUUAACUAAGAAAUAUAUGGAGCAGCAGCUUUUCUUCCAUUGAACCAAAUGCCUAUAGUAAGUGUGUCACCAAAUGCCAGUAAGGGAGAACAUUGGGAAGUCCACUUUUCACAUUAGAGCCCAGGGCGAAUGAACUCGUGAAGGAGGUUAGGAUUUGACAUUCCAGCUCCACUCUCAACUUCUGUGUACAGUGGUAACUUGGGUUAAGUACUUAAUUCGUUCCGGAGGUCCGUUCUUAACCUGAAGCACCACUUUAGCUAAUGGGGCCUCCUGCUGCCGCCGCGCCGCCAAAGCACGAUUUCUGUUCUUAUCCUGAAGCAAAGUUCUUAACCUGAGGUGAUAUGUCUGGGUUAGCGGAGUGUGUAACCUGAAGCCUAUGUAACCUGAAGCAUAUGUAACCUGAGGUACCACUGUACUCUUCUGAACCUGCUGUACACAGAGCCUAGGCCAGGGGCUGGCAACCUAAGGCCCAUGGGCACAAGCAGCCCAUGGGGGUCAUUUAAGUGGCCCAUGGACCCCCACCGCCUGCUCUGUCAGCUCCCGUGCGCCGCGCUAAACUGGCACAGAGCAGAGAGGGGACCGCCAUCCACAACGCUGACCAGCUUCCCAUUGGCUACAGGAAGCUCCUGCAGCCAAUGGGAAGCUGCGCACGCCUCCUCCGCGCCAGAAGGAAUGCUGGAAAUAGUGUUUGCACAUGCGUGUACGUGCGCACACACUCCGGCCCACCGCGGCGUCUGCGGGACUGUGAACUGGCCCAAGCCACAAAAACAUUGCCAACCCCUGGCCUAGGCAGAUUGCUCUGUCGCUACCAUCUAGAUCAGGCUUAGGCAAACUCUGCCCUCCAGAUGUUUUGAGACUACAAUUCCCAUCAUCCCUGACCACUGGUCCUGUUAGCUAGGGAUGAUGGGAGUUGUAGUCCGAAAACAUCUGGAGAGCCGAAUUUGCCUAUGCCUGAUCUAGAUCCUGGGUUUUUCCGAAUACCAUACUGUGUGAACAUAGCUGAAAUCUGUUGGUUUGCCCUGGUUUCUUGCCUGAAUAGGUCUAAAGCGUUGGACUGGGGAGGCAGGUUCAGAUCAACCACUAGCCACUAUUUUUCAGUCUAAACCAACUCAUGGAAUUGUUAGUGUUCUAACAUAUAUGUGUGUGUAGGCGAUGGAGACCUUAUAUAAUGGUUGGAGCUCCAUGGAGGAAGGGCAGAAUAAUAAUAAAAAGUUGUCUGUUAACUUUGGUAUUAUGUCAAGAGAGACUUACUGGAUCAGAACAAAUGUCCGUCUAGUUCCCAGUCUUGCUUUGUGCAGUGGCGAAAUAAGUGCCUCCAUGGAAUAACACUUGUAGUUUAAUGGUGAAUUUGGGAUAUAAUGGAGAUGUAAAAGAUUUGGUUUAUUAUCAAAGAUGCAGGAGGAAAUGACUAACAAUAGGACCCACAAAGGGGAGGAGAUUCUUUGGAAUCUUGUUUUUAUGAUGUAUGUUGGAUAUGUGAUUGCAAACUUUAAUUUGAAAACCAAAUAAAUAAAUUUUUAUGUAUAUAAAAGAAAGAAAUGCCUCCAAGCCUUCUGUAUGAAAAUGCUCCUAUGGGGAGUGCCAUCAGGCAGGGCAUGAAGACAUUCCAAGCCCACUGAGGGGUGGUGUUUAUUAUUACCUACAGUGGUACCUCCCAAGACGAAUGCCUCGCAAGAUGGAAAACUCGCAAAACGAAAGGGUUUUUGGUUUUUUGAGUUGCUUCGCAAGACGAUUUUCCCUAUGGGCUUGCUUCGCAAGAUGGAAACGUCUUGCAAGUUUGUUUCCUUUUUCUUAAAACCGUUAAUACAGUUGCAACUUGACUUCGAGGAGCAACUCAUAGCAUGCGGUGUGGUAGCCUUUUUUGAGGUUUUUGAAGACUUUGGUGAUUUUUGAAGCUUUUCCAAAACUUUUCCGAUACCGUGCUUCGCAAGACGAAAAAAACCGCAAGACGAAAAAACUCGCGGAACGAAUUAAUUUCGUCUUGCGAGGCACCACUGUAUCUGCAAAAUUGCUUUCUGGUUCAUUACGUAACAGCGUUAGAAGAUGUGUUGUGGGGCUCAGUUAUUUUGAGGAAACCCAGAGAAGAGAGUUAAUGGUUUGUAUGUGGUAGCGAUAAUGUUUCAAAGUGUUCCACGGAUUAUUGUACUCAGGAAAGCAGCAAUGAGGGGUGCUGUGUAAGGAAGCACUUUGCUUUGUAAAAGUUGCAUGUCUUGGUUGAAAGUUUUAUAAUAAUAAUAAUAAUAAUAAUAAUAUUAACAACAACAGCAACAAUAAUCUAUUGUUUGUACCCCGUCCAUCUGGCUGUGUUUUCGCAACCCUCUCUGGGUGCCUUCCAACAAAGAUUAAAAAUACAUUAAAAUGUCACACAUUAAAAACUUCCCUGAACAGAUGUCUUCUAAAUGUCAGGUAGUUGUUUAUCUCUUUGACAUCUGAUGGGAGGGCAUUCCACAGGAUGGGUGCCACUACCGAGAAGACCCUCUGCCUGGUUCCCUGUAGCUUUGCUUCUCGCAGUGAGGGAACCGCCAGAAGGCCCUCGGCGUUGGACCUCAGCGUCCGGGCAGAACGAUGGGGGUGGAGAUGCUCCUUUAGGUAUAGUGGGUCGAGGCCAUUUUGUUACAAUCGUGUGCGCAUAGCUUUUAUAAAGUUUGCAAACAUUACAGACUUAAAUCCGGGGAUGGCUAACUUUCAUCCUCGGCCACUCCUCCAGGACCCACCUACCAGCUGUGUGUGUGGCCAUGCCACAAUCUUGCAGGCACACACAAACAUCCCCCAUAGCUCAUUUCUGCAGAUCAGCAAUUGUGGGGGGGGGGACAUUAAAUCUCUCUGCAGUGCUGUCCUAUUUAGUUUUUUCUACUUCUUGCCACUGCCACCGAAAUAAUAAUCAAUUAUUGGAAUUUUAAAAAUUGUGCAUAGCCAUUAUAUUGCUGCUGGCUUGUUAAUGUUUCUGGAUUCUUUUAUGUGCUGUGACUUAUGAGCACUUAAGGUGCAUGUUCCAUGUAGAUUUUGUUAGGUAAAGUAAGUGUAAAGGACCCCUGGACUGUUAAGUCCAGUCAAAGGCAACCAUGAGCAUGUGGCACUCAUCUCCCUGUCAGGCCGAGAGAGCCGGCGUUUGUCCACAGACAGCUUUCUGGGUCAUGUGGCCAGCAUGACUAAAUUGCUUUUGGCACAACGGAACACCGUGACGGAAACCAGAGCACACGGAAAUGCCGUUUACCUUCCCCCCACAGUGGUACCUAUUUAUCUACUUGCACUGGUGUGCUUUCGAACUGCUAGGUUGGCAGAAGCUGGGACAGAGUAAUGGAAGCUCACUCCGUUGCGGGGAUUCGAACCUCCGACCUUCUGAUUGGCAAGUCCAAGAGGCUCAGUGGUUUAGACCACAGCGCCACCUGCGCCCCUAUGAUUUUAUUAACACAUUAAGUGCAUGAUUAUUCCAGGCUCACCGAAUAGUGAGGAGUUACUCCUUUACUGCCUCCAGCUUCACUUCGUUGCAUUUACUUUCGUACCGUCCACUCUGCCUAUAUAUAAUGUUUAGAUCCAUCCUGUAUUACCAUUUUGUUAGUUACACUGCUCGCAAUUUAUGCCACUGCUUGUCUUAAUACUUCACUACUUUCUCAACACACAUUUUCCUUCUUAAUAACUUUUAAUGUAAUUAGCCAUGCGGCAGAUUAAAGCCAAGCAAGAGAGAUGAUAACCCUACGAGCAAAACUCCAGGACUGGACAGAGAGAAAAUGAGGUCGAUCCUGAUGACACUUCAAAGUUCAAUUGUGCCAGAGGUUUUAAAACACAGGGAGAUAGGAAAGCCAGCAUGGUUAAAAAAAUUAUUUGCGGAAGUUCAGCCGUUGACCUUCUCCUUUAUAAAAAUAAUUGGGAGCAGAUCCUUGGUGUUCGUCUUAUCCAUUUUGUGACUGUGUUUUAGGGCAGCGUCCUCUAUUUCUUUUGCUUUGGAUUUUGCAUAUGUACUGCUGUGUUGUUUCAGCCUGCAGUGGAUGCAAUGUAAUGUUUGGGGAUGGUAGAGCUACCUGGUCCUAAACCUUAGAAUGUUCCUGGGAAAGUUGCUUUAUCAGGCCCCAUUCAGACUUACUGUGAAUGGUGCAGAACCGAUUCCUGAUUAUCCUUCCCCUGCUGCUUCAGUUGGUAUGAGACUAUGAGAGCUCUACGGAUUGGAAACAGUUGUGGCACUCUUCCACCUGGUUGCUAUUCUGCCCAGAAAGGAAUGCAAUGGUCAGGGAAACAGAAAUUGUGUGUUUGAUCCUAUUCGCAAAGUUUUGUAGUAACAUUUUUCCUUGGAGCCACAGAAGAAGCCAUCAGUAGGGAAGUGGCUCUGGAGCGCUAGCCUUAAGUGUCAACAGAGCUCUUAAGUGUCAUUGUCCAAGCAUUACUGUCAUGGAGACAGGUACUUCAUAAACCAUGUGCUUACUGUAUAGAUUAAACACUGCAAUAUAUAUACAUACUUUAUAUGUGUUCCUGGUCACUCGCAACUGCCUAACCUGUUCCUAAAAGUGAGCUCCAACAUUUAAAGGUUUGCAGAGGCUUUUCCACUGAAUUUGAACCAGAGGAUGAUUGCAAUGAUAUAUGCAAUGCUGUAAAUUUCAAUCAAGUUGGGAGGAAAAAUCUCUAGGUUUGUGUCCUCCCACAUUACCUUCAAAUUGGUCUUGGGUUAUUCACCAUUUGUUCAAAGCUUUUAUGAAGCGUUCACAUGAAGUCUGUUCACGAAGCAUGGAAAACGAGCAAACUGUCCUUUUGAUUCCUGCAUGAAAAUAGCCUUAUUAACCAAGUAAAAAUGUGGAAUUCAGACUAUUAGUCUGAAAUGCUUUCUUCAAAAAUCAUUAUAAUCAGCUAAAAAGGCUUAGGCUGUGUGUGUUUUUUGUUCAAUGUCCCUGGUAUAUGAGGCUAAAACCCAUGGUUUGGUAAUGUUUGUGCUUAGGGGAAUUUAUUAGCCAUAAGCAUUAUGCUUAAGAUGCUACGGUUUUGCAAUGUUCACUUAUCCUCUGCAUCAAUAAAAGGAUGUCUUUAGAUCCCUCACCCCCUUCAGUAUUCUAGUAGACCUUUAUGAUUAACUCUGUUCAUUUUAAAUUUCCCUCUCAGAUAUUGACGGACUCCCAGUCAGAUGCUUCGCUACGGACUCCUUGCCUCCUUUCGCCUGGUGGUAG